CUCACAGCUAUGAUGACAGCUCAGUGUGCAGAGUGUGAGUCAGUGACGCCAUGAGCACACCCCCUGGCCGAGCUGCUAUGUAAAGGCUGGGAGACUGGCAGGAUGCACAGUGAGCAGCCAGCACUGAGUCUUCUUCACCUGAACCUACCUGCCCUGUGAGUAUCCAUCCCCUCACCUACCUGUCCUGUGAGUAUCCAUCCCCUCACCUACCUGUCCUGUGAGCUCCCUUCCCUGUACCUACCUGCCCUGUGAGUAUCCUUCCCCUCACCUACCUGCCCUGUGAGUACCAGAACUGACAGGACCCUUCCCAUAUCUGCACUGUGAGUUCCCUUCUUUGUACCUACCUGUCCUGUGAGUAUCCUUCCCUUCACCUACCAGAACUGACAGGACCCUGUACUGUGAGUAUUCUUUCCCUUAUCUGACUGCUCUCUCUAGUACUCCUCACCUACCUGAACUGACAGGACCCUUCCCCUAUCUGCACUGUGAGCUCCCUUCCCUGUACCUACCUGCACUGUGAGUUCCCUUCUUAGGUACCUACCUGCAGUUACCCCCUACUCUAUCCAAGCCACAUAAUAACCUCUUCCUGUCAGCCACACAAACCAACCAGGCACCGCUAUACCUGACAAACACGUCGAUGAGAGGAUAACAUAAUAUCUCUUUCUUUUUCCCUGAACCCCAGACAAAUUUUCUCCCCAUAUUGCUUCUCCUGCAUGUCCCCCCAUGCUGCUUCUCCUGCAUGUCCCCCCAUGCUGCUUCUCCUGCAUGUCCCACCAUGCUGCUUCUCCUGCAUGUCCCCCCAUGCUGCAUGUCCCUCCAUGAUGUAUCCCCUCUCCACGUCCUGCAUGGCCCCCAUGCAGCUUCUCCUUUAUAGCCCCCAUGCUGUUCCCCCUGUAAGUCCCCCAUGCUGUUUCUCCUGUAAGUCACCCAUGUUGUUCUCCUGUAUGUCCUCCAUAUGCUAACUCUGUGGCUAUUCAAAUACAGCAUGCUCUGAGGACUGUAAGAGUGCAGGGUCAGUGUAGCAGGGCUGCUGUCUGUAAUUCCUGGUGAAUGCAGGCAGAAGCAGAGCUGUUUUUUUUUAACCAUUCCAGGUACUUAGACACGUGCACUAAGUUUCAACAUAAUGAAUGAGGUUUUAUCUAUUUGUAGUAAAUAGGUAGACAAUGCAUUGGGCACCCCUCUGCACACAAUGGGCUAAUGUUGAACUCCACAUUGCAAUGUAAUACCAGCAAUGGAUUUAAUUAAGUCUAUUAUUUAGUAUCAAUACAAUUGAUUUGGAUUUAAUAUCUUUUAAAUCAAACCUGACUCCAGGACUGGGAGAGUUGUGAGCCUUUAACUGAUUUUGAUAUAGAAGUCCUAUCAUCCUUGGCCAGCUUUAUUUUGAGUAGUGAGAAUGUUGUGGUCAACUGUUGUAGGGCUUUAAAAACUUGUUUUGCGAUUUACAUUUAGAUCCCUACAAACCACAGAUGCAAGCAGGAAGUACUAUUGCAAAAUGUAUUACCUUAAAUUUGAAAUUCACUUUGCAUUCUCACUGUAGUGAAUAUCCCACUUAGAGUUCAAUCACUGUACGGUGAUUUGUGGUGAAUUUUAAUCCAAAUGUAAAAAUUGGGUUUAAAAUAGCCAAGCUGUAAUUAUAGAUGGAUAUAGAGAUAUUUAGAAUUCCAAAUUUUCUUACUGUUGGUGGGCUCUCUACCCACUGAAAGAGCACCUACAUUGCCGGGUCCCAUCCCCAAAGGACCAGGAUCCAAACUGGAUCAGAUCAGUUCCAUACAACCAGCAUUAAAACAAUGCAGAAGCUUACAGUGCAUGGGGGUAAGAGCUUAGACCAAGGGUGCCCAAAAGGUAGAUCCCCAGAUGCUGUUGAACUACAACUCCCAUGGUGCUUUGCAUGCAUUUAGAAUGGGAACGCACCAUGGAAGCUGUAGUUUUAAAACAUGUGGAUCUACCUUUUGGACACCCCUGUCUUAGACAAUGUCUGUCUUGUUGCCCCCUCUCCCAUCCUCAGUGCACUGUCAACUUCUACAUUGGUUUAAUGUUGGUUGGAUGGAAUCAAGCAAUUUCUUUAAUACGUAAUCGAGCCUGGAUGCUAGUCUUUUACUCGGAACUUGGCACCAUAGCUGCUCUUAAAUCAGCAAUUUUUGGUCUAAAUUCUUCAGUUAUGCUCUCCAUUCACUACAAUGUACAAUAUAAUAAUUUAGAUAUGUUAAUUCAGUUUCCUUCCCAGAUUUCCAGAAUUUCUGUUAUAUUGACUAGUCCAAUUACAAAUAAUAGCAAAAAUAGUUAACUUAAAAGUAUUCUUUUUUUUUCUUCAUUAGAACUCCUGUAGCAGGCAAAAAAAAAAAUUGCUGUUUCCUCCUUUUAAAAAUAUGUUCACUCAUUCCUGCACAUGAUUACGUCACAAUAUGAAAUUCAUUUUUUUUAGAAAGCAAAACUGAAACGAAAUGCAGUGUAUAUAUAUAUAUAGAUAUAAUAGUAAUGUAAACACUCCUGAGCUUAAAGCAGCUCUGUCACUUCUUGGUUUUAUCAGAGUCUGUACAGAUGUUUAAAUAGCAACUGGAUCCAUGCUUGCCAAAACAUAAUUUAAAUUUGUGCAGUAAUCGUUUCUUGAUCUAAGGAGAGAUCUCACUGCCAUUCUGGAGUCAAGAAGGCAUCAGGUAGGUAGACCUAACCUUUACUGCACCCCAUGGCCCUGGACUCUAACUGGAAAUGUCUCCAUCAAGGGAAAAUUUUGCCAAGACCCUGAAAGUGACAGAUCUGCUUUAAAGAAAAACUAAAAUAUAUAUUUUUUAAAUGGAUAUGUUAAUUGGAACCAUAAUAGGAAGAGCCAAAUUAAAAGUUCUAGGAAAGGAAAAAUAUGAAUUUUGUAUUUAACAAUGUUAAAUACAAAAUAGGAAACUAAUGAAUUCCAAGAACGGGUCAUGUUACCAAUAAUUUCAAACAUAACUUUUAUUCCUAAUAUUAAAGGAACACUAUAGGGUCAGGAACCCAAACAUAUUUUCCUGACCCUAAAGUGUUAACACCAUCUAGCCCUCCUGGAUCCCUCCCUAAAUAUAGCAAAAUGUUUCUUUUAUUUUAGUCUGCUGUUGCUGGCUCUACCCCUGAUCUACCUGCUUGGCUGACAUCAUCAAAAGUGGUGUUCUCAGCCACUCACAAUGCUUUCCAGUAGGAAAGCAUUGGAUUGGCUGUGAUUGCCAAGGAGGCAUAUCAGGGGCAGAGCCAGCACAAGUCAAACACAGCUGUGGCCAAUCAGCAUCUCCUCUUUGAGAUGCAUUGAAUUAACGUAUCUCUAUGAGGAAAGUUCAGUGUCUCCAUGCAGAGGGUGGAGACACUGAAUGGCAGCCCCCUGUGCAGCACUGUCCCAGGAAUCACCUCUAUCAGCCAUCUGAGGAGUGGCUUCCUAUUACAUUUUUUUUAAUUGAUAGGAAAAAAAAGCCCUAAAGCUCACUUUUGUUCUUGCGCAGAGGGAGGCUCCUCACGGCUGCCCGAUCAUCAAUCUUGAUGUUUUUGUUCAGUUAGAUGCUUCUCAUAGGGAAACAGUGAGGACACAUGGCAACUGCUGCGAUCUGCAAAUCCAAUGUUUUUUUUCUCUAUUUAAUGUACUCUACUUUUCUUGGAAGCCCCUAGUGACCCCUAGUGAAAUGUAAACAGUGCUGAUUCUCAGAAAUGGCACUGUUUUCAUUUGCAAGGCUGCAGCUGUAGCAUCUAUGCCACAAAACAACUUCAUUAGGAUUAACUGAUUUUGAUGUUUAGACUGUUCCUUUCAAGGGACACUCUAAGAACCAUAACCACUACAAUUAAUUGCAGUGGCUACGGUGCCAGGAGAUAAUGGAUGCUAUCGCCCAGGUUUCUGCUGCAGCUAACAUUAUUGCCAUGCAAGGCUGGAAACAUUUGUAUGAUAGGGUCACUCAUUAGCGUGAAUUGCCAUUGAUUAAUAAUAAAUGUAAAAUUAUAGGCUGAAAGUGCUAAAUUGGAAAAAUUCUCAACAGCCAAAGGGCCACAUGUAUCAAUGUAUCAACUUCAGUAAAUAACCCUGAUAAUGUGCCAGUGAGAGCUACGAUAGUUUUUAGACAAUUUCAUAACAGUUUGAUGUAAAAUCGGAAGAAAGAUACCACAAUUAGACUCAUAACCACUACAGUGAACCAUAUAAACUGCUUAGGGUCCUUAAAGUGCCCUCCUCUCUUUUUUUCCAUAUUUUUUAUGACAUUUAUGACCUUCAAAGUAACAUUAAUUAUACUAUGAAGCUAUCCAUAUUUUUUAUAUUUUCUAUAACAAUCUCUUUGAGGACCAAUACAUCAGUAUAAUUAAAGUGUUACUCCGGCACCAUAACCACAACAGUGGGCUAGUGCUCAGAGUACCCUGACCUGGUUUCCCGGUAAAGGGGCAAACUGUUUAGCAAUGGUUUGUUCCCUUACCUGAGUCCUGUAAUAGGGAAAUACAGGGAUCUCGAUAGAUUUUGUAUGAGGGCAUAGGGAGGGAAUAACCCUCAGUAAAAAUUAUUUUGACAGAGUGGAGACUUUGCCCACAAACACUUGAGUGUAUACAUAAGUUACAAAUGUAUUUUAUCCUUUAUUAAAGUUAUUUUAAAAAACUAAAAUUUUAAUCACACAAUAGAGAGAUCAAAAAUAAUAUGUAUUGUGAGAAACUUAAUAAAACAAAAAGUUUAAGGAAAAAGAAAGGGGGAAGGGAAAAAUUUUUUAUAUAUACAGAUUAGCUCUAGCUAAAUGAAGAUCACUAGUGCUGGCAAUCAGCCAGAUUGUUUAACAAAGAUGGCAACAUAUGUGUCAAAGUGUUGCUUAUCCUGAGAGUAACCAGUUAGGUAUUAAAGAACCAGUAUAGUGCCAGGAAAACAAACUUGUUUUCCUGGCACUAUGUAGUCCUUAGGUCCCCCCCACCCUCACGGCCCCCCUCCAUUUUAGGGGUUAAAACCCCUUUAGCCACUUACCUUACUCCAGCGCCGAGAGAGCCCCGGCUGGUGACCUCUCCUCCUCCUGCCAACGUCAGCGUCGAAUACGCAUGCGCGGCAAGAGCUGUCCGCGCAUUCAAACCGCCCAUAGGAAAGCAUUAAUCAAUGCUUUCCUAUGGACGUCAGCGUCUUCUCACUGUGAUUUUCAUGGUGAGAACCGCCUCUAGCGCCUGUCAGUGAGACAGCCACUAGAGGCUGGAUUAACCCUCAGUGUAAACAUAGCAGGUUAUCUGAAACUGCUAUGUUUUCAGCUGCAGGGUUAAAACUAGAGGGACCUGGCACCCAGACCACUUCGUUGAUCUGAAGUGGCCUGGGUGCCUAUAGUGUUCCUUUAAAGUGUUAAAGUGACUGUUAAAAUAGCCGAGAUUCUGAUUAGUUUAUAAGCUAGAGUAAGCUUUUAGUCAAGUUCGUUAGUGCUGGCAAUCAGUCAAGCUAGUUUUGAAUGUAAUACCCAAAUGUCGUCGAGUUUGCUUAACAGUUAAGGAUAUAUUCAAAGAAAUAGUAAAGGGCUAAUUAACCAGUACUUUAGCUAAUUAUCUAGAGAGAUAGUGAUCCAGAUAGUGUUAAUGCAAAUGAUAGAAGACUGUCUAAUAGAGAUGCUAGUAUAGGGUAGAUGAAAUAAGCUGUGUUUUUAAUAAGUAGCUAAUCUUCUAAUAAAAUUGAAUUUCUAAGCUUCUAAUUAUUAUGCAGCAAUUAUCUGGAGUUGUGUUGUAGAAGAUAUAGUAUCCUAUGCUGUGCCUUCCUGGGCACCUAUCGUCUGAGGAGAUUAAGGUUGCUAUAAUAAACACAGCUUCUAUCAGGAUUAAUUUUAUCAGUAGAUAAUGGCUCAGUCAACCCGCGGCUUCUUAGAAGUUAUAAACAUGUUGGAAUAUCUAUAAACUAGUGUGUAUAUAAAAGUUAAAAUACAAUAAAAAAUACUUAAUAAAAGCUGGCUCAGACUAAGAACGUAGAAUGGAUAAGGAGUAGUGUAAGCUGGAUACAAAUUCUGACUGUUUUCUUGCCCCUUCUUUAAAAUGCCCAGGAUGCAGGUACUUGAUUAAAAAGGGUUUAUUUAACAAGAUAAAAACAGCAGCAAAAAUCCAAAUCAGCUACAGCAGUCUCCAUACACUGACGCGUUUUAGCUUACAGCUUUUUUCAAGUGUGUUGACACACUUUGAAAAAAAGCUGUAAGCUGAAACGCGUCAGUUCUUAGUCUGAGCUAGCUUUUAUUAAGUGGCUCAGAAAUAUGUGAGUUUAUACAUUUAUUCACUAUUUUAAACCGUUUUGUACGUUUUUACCCUAUGUUUUGACAAAAGGGUAAUAAUAUAUGCUGGUUUUGUGCGUGCUCUCACCAUUUAUAUCACUAUUAUGUUGGAAUAUCUGUGUGCCGAAAGUACGGCUAAAUAUCAUGAUGAGAGAUGAAGCCUUACCUGAGUCCCUGCCAAGCUCCAAUGCUCCCAGUGAUGCUCCUGGCUUCUGCAAAGCUUCUCUCAACCAAUGACUGACAUUCUGUACAACGAAUGUUGUAUAGAAUUUACAUUAGCGACCCCGGAACUCUAGUUCCAAACUGGCUGAUGACACCCCUUGACGCUGCCAGAGGUGGCAUUACACCUCCAGAAGCUAAGAGGUUAAUCUCUGUAUGUGUAGCGUUUUAAAGCAAAGGCAGGCAGCCACUUCAAAUCACUGAAAUGGUCAUGUGAUUGGAGUAAUCCUUUAAAAAGAACAUUGUGUUGGAACUCUAGUUCCAUAAAAAACAUAGUAGAGAAGGUUUAAAUAUUAAAAUGUCAAUUUUAAAGAAAAUAUAAUAAUGCACUGGAGAAAAAAUAAACUGCAACUAGGUAAAUCUGAGCAUUAAUUUGUGGCUAGAAGGAUUUAAAUAAUAGGAGUAGGUGAUGUGUAGAGUCCCACAGGGGGGAAACCAACAUCAGGAGAGCUCCACUGUAUAAGAAAUGAGGAAGGGAGGCCCUACCUUUAAUCAAUCUAAGGAUAAAAAGGGAUAUGCAAACAAAAAGUAUAAUUUGAAAAAAAGGAAGAUCUGCUAAAUGGUGCCCAGGGGAUCAAUUGUCUGGAGUACUAGCUAGCAUCUAAGUUCCAGUUCCCCCAGAGUCCGACUGACAGGAAGGUAGUGUAAACAAGGUUAGAAGAGGCACAGAGUCCCCAGAGAACAAGGGACCGGGUAAUCAGGUCUAAACGCAGAUGAAAAGCCUCACACACAAAAUAAAUAAAUCUCUCAAUUCACCCUAAAAGUUACCUCGACACUGGGGUCUAACCACUAGUGUCUACCUGAACCAACUCUCCCUACUAAAGUUAUAAGUAAAUUAAUAAACACCUAAAAUCAAUAACCAUAGUGGUAACAAAAAUAAAAAGUGCUACCAAGUGCUGAGAUUAAAGAAAAAGAAGGAUUUAAAUAUAAUGGUUAAAGUUGCCUGAAAAGUUACUUUGUUCUCCUUACAAUCAAGUGUUGGUGAGUACUGGCUUGUACUGGCCAGAGUCUCAUUUUCACAGCAGGACUACUCGCUUUGGUAAUAGGUUUGCUCUUUCAGUUUGUUCAUGUGUUGGAACUGCUAAUGAGAUGGUUAGUUCACAGAGUUGCACGAUUCCGAUGAGCUCAGCAGGAGGGAAAUUAAUUUAGCCUUAUGUAUUUGUAUAGUGGCAGCUGAAGUUCAGGUCCGUUUAGAUCUUUGCGAUUGCGUUUAACUUACUUUGGGAAGAUUCUGCUGAGUUUGGUUUUAGGUCUAGAGACUGAAAUAGAGUUUAGUUAGAACCUGUUGGUUCUUAAAGCACAGGGCAGAGCUGAGCUUGCUACAAUCCUGCUUAGUUUAAAUGAAUACUCCAAGCACCAUAACCACUACAACACAUUUCCAGGAGUGCCUUAGCCCCUCCCCCAAAUGUAAGUAGUCAAACCAUUUGGUAAUUUGUUACAUGGGGUCCUAUGUGUGCUGCUCUUUUUUUCUCUUGUAAACAUAAGAUAAAGUAGUAAUUGUGACAAAAUGGUGGAGCUUAAGGCAAGGUCCACUUGUUUUGUUAAGCUAACAAGGAGUGAAACUUGCUUUAAGCUCCAUCCUUUGUCAAGAGUGUCAAGCAGUGGUGUAUCCUGGUUUUGUGCUGCCCUAGGCAGGACAAAACUCAGGCACUCACCUCCCCCCGCGCCACCCCCACCCAACCCUUCCCCCCUGCCCCAUCUUCUAAAUAUACACACACACACAAACAGUCAGACACACACACAAUUAGACACACACACAGUAAGACACAAACACACACAGUCAGACACACACACACACACACAGACACAAACACACACACACAGUCAGACACACACACACACACAGUCAGACACAAACACACACACACACAGUCAGACACAAACACACACACAGUCAGACACACACACACACUCAGUCACACACACAGUCAGACACAAACACACACAGUCAGACACACACACAGUCAGACACACACACACACAGUCAGACACAAACACACACAGUCAGACACAAACACACAGUCAGACACACACACACAGUCAGACACAAACACACACACACAGUCAGACACACACACACAGUCAGACACAAACACACACACACACAGACACACACACACACACACAGUCAGACACACACACACUCACAUUAACACUUUUUUUUAAUUUAACCCCUCCCCCCUGCCUCCUUACCUUUGGGAAUGCUGAGGGGGGGUCUCUGUCCCUGAGGGUCCAGUGGCUGCCGGUGGGGCUGAUGGGCUGGAUGCUGGGCGGGCGGCUGGCGAGGGAGCACUUCCCCUGAGCGGUCUGCUCAGCUCCCUCGCGCGCCUCAGAGUGAGGCUGGGAGCCGGAAUAUGACGUCAUAUCCCGGUUCCCAGCCUCACUCUGCGGUGCGUGAGGGAGCUGAGCAGACAGCUCAGGGGAAAUGCUCCCUCACCAGCCGCCUGCCCGGCAUGUUAGUUAGCCGCGAGGCUAACUAGGCAUUUGGGGGGCGGCGUUUUUUGCCGCCCCCUGAAAAAUGCCGCCCUUGCGGCUAAUACGUCCCUGGUGUCAAGUGUAGGAAAAAUACAUAAGACAAAGUAGCCCCUCCUUUGUUUUAUGUUUUAAAGACAAAUAAAACAGAAAUGAAGAAAAGAAUAACAGAUUCUGAGAGAGGAAGAGAAGAGGAAACAAUAGUAGAAAGGUACUUGGGGGGCAGAGCCGCUUUAAGCAGGAAUGGCAGCUCUCUGCCUACAACAGCAGUGGAACGGCAGCAUCGGGGCCUGAAGGCCCCAUCAUGUUAUGAUUCCCUUUUAUUCCAGAAGUUUGGUCCUUAAGGGGUUAAGUUAGGGAAUGUUCAAAGCUCGGUAACUUCAGUGUCAUCUAAAAUGGAAAAAAAUAGUUGUAAAACAAGUGCACAUCAAACGCUUUGCGAUUUCUUGUAAAGUUUUAAACACCCCGGGCAUUUCCUGACUUGUCAUUGCCAGCCUGUGAAAUUAUCCUCUAAAUUUCUCAACAAAGACAAACUCACAAAACAUGUUUGGGUCUUGUUUUACAGGUGUUUAAAUCAAUUACGAGCUUAAUAUCCUAACUGAUUGAGUCUUGGAGAAACUAGCAAGAACGGACACACAGUUUUUGGUUUUUUAAAAUUCUUUUUUGAUAUGUUGCAUACGAAAACCAGUAAUGGUACAAGGAGCACAUGAUAUUAUGUGUGUACAAAUAAUACAUUUAUUUUCAUCAGGUUCAUGUGACGUAUAGAAGCAUUUUGGUAUACAUUUGAAAGGUUUCAUUCCUCCGAAAUGGAAAGUAGACGUUCACAUGAAUACUAGAGUAACCGUUUUUUUGUAGUUUUUUUAUUCAGGGAAACCAGUUUAGCAGUUAAAGGUUCAUGUGUGCUUGGGACAGAGUGGGGGUUGCGUGAUUUUGUGCACAACGUACUAUUUGAAAUUGGAGGUUCAAACGUAAAUAAUGUCAUAAUAAAACAGAACUAGGCAAAGAAACGAAAAAAACUAGAAACAAACACGUUUUUCCAUCUCUCACGACUCCUUCGAUAUGCCUUUAUUGGACUUGUAAAAUAGUGAAUUGGGUCUAGUGUCUCACAGUACCUAUUGGCAAUAGCUUCUUAUUUUGUGAGCUGUGAUUCAUUUAGUUAUGGGUCACAAAUCUUAUGAAAAUGUUUGAAAGUUUCAUGGAUUUUUGCCGUCAGUCUAUCUAUCUCAAUGGCCUCUUUUAUCUUAUGUCUGUGGCACACUGUUUUAAGAUAAUUUAUGUCAGUAUAUUGCGUUGGGCUGUACAGCGGCCUAUCAAGAUGUCACACUGCGGCACAAUAUGUAGAUGACUUAUCUUUGUUGUAUAAGCUAAUUUCACGUGGGAGACUUGUUGUUAUAAAGGGUCCAGAAUAUUGUUAAAUGCCUGAAGAUUCCGUUGUUUUGUUUUAUACCAAAGGUUUGAAAUCUCUGCCUUAACAGAUGCUAUGGACUACAUCUCCCAUGAUGCACUUCUAAACUUUUACCAGAUUAAAUACCUUUUGGUUGGUAGAACAUUAUGAGCAAUGAAACUGCUUAACGUGCUCACUAUAUAGGUUAUAACUCUAACUCUACUUCCAGAGUACACGUGAUUUUGCUCUACAUUAUUCCUUUACAUACUGUUUAGGGGCAAAGGCUCUUAUUUAUACGUGACUUUAACUUUUCCCGCGCUUUAUUGUUUUCAGAGCGAGCUUUGAACAGGAUCAAAGUUCCUUUUUACUUUUUAACUUUGUGUACUGCCCUUUAUUCCAGUGCCUAUCCAACUCUAUUUCUUUAUCAGUUUCCCGAAUAAAAAGGCCACUACUAGGCAAUAUGUCAGGGAGCACACUGAGCACAAAUACAUUGCACAGUACACAGUUUAGGCAGUUGCAUACGGGCACCUGUUUGCCAUAGGAAAAUACCUAAAUAUAAAAAUUUUCAUUUUGCUUUAUAUACUUACCUUCUCCUGUUGGCUACUCGCACCCUUAUGGCUAAAAUGAGCUUAGAAGACUUCUCGCAGAUGGCUCCUUUCCUUUCAGACAGCCUACCUACCCCAAAGUCAAGAACUGCACUCAAUUCACAUACUUAGGUGCAACCGAACAAGCAGAAAGCCCACAAAUGUAGUCAGUAGUCAAAGAAGAGAGGCCCAGGCACUCCAAAGUAUAAAUAGACAAAUUUAUUGGACCCAAGUGUCCACCAACGUUUCGACCAAAAAAGCUUGAAAAAGACCUUCUUUGGUUGAAACGUUGCUGGACACUUGGAUCCAAUAAAUGUGUCAAUUUAUACCUGCAGCCUAGUGUUCAAUCGUUUCAGAAGUCCCUCAAAACCUAUCUCUUCAGAAAAGCUUAUGGCCUCCCAGGGUGACUUCUAUUUCACAAACCUGUCUCUUGCUCUCUCCAAAAGGACCACACUCCAUUCUCACAUCCAGUUCUGCUACAUUCCCACCUUGUUGCUUAGUUGCUUGCUAUCCCCAUCAAUUCCCUUCUUGUUGUGUUUUUUUUACCCCACAUCCUUUAGAUUGUGUCUUGUUUGAGCAGGGACCUCAUCAACCUGUUGUUCCUGUAACAUUUUGUAACUGUUUCAUUUAUUGUAAAAUUUCCCCAUAUUAAUAAUAUUAUACAGCGCUGCGGAAUAAACUGGCGCUAUAAAAAUUGCAAUAAUAAUAAUGAUAUAUAUAUAUAUAUAUAUAUAUUUGUUAAUCCAAGAGGGCUGCAGUCACCGGAACAUGCAGGGGUGGGGCCUAACAAGAGGGGGUGGGAUCUACAUGAGGAACUGAGCCUAUUUACAAAGCACCUGGGCGGUCAGCACCCCACCAGUAACGGCUCUGGGCAGGGCCGCCAUCAGGGGUUGACAACGCUCGCUAGAGUUAAUGGGAGAGAGGCGCUGAAUGGGCAGGCGCAGUGUGCCAGGGCCCCACCAUGCCACCGGACCACCAGGGAAUGGAAUCCCAUCCCCCUCCCUGGACACAGGUAAGAAGCAGGGAGGGGGGGAAUAACAUUUACGUAAAUUUAAUUUAAAAUUAAUGUGAAAAAAAUGCCCCCUUUUCCCCCGCAGAUUGCAGGCCCUAGUUUGCACAUUUACACACACUAAUACAACACACACUCUGCAUACACUACACUGACACACACUCUGCAUACUCUAGUACAACACACACUCUGCAUACACUAGUAUAACACACACUGCAUACACUACACUGACACACACUCUGCAUACACUAGUACAACACACUCUGCAUACACUACACUGACACACACUUUGCAUACACUAGUACAACACACACUCUGCAUUCACUAGGACAACACACACACGCUGCAUACGCUGCACUGACACACACUCUGCAUACACUAGUACAACACACACACUCUGCAUACACUACACUGACACACACUCUGCCAGGGUUGGGCUGGGCCAGGGGGCCGGGAGGCAAUUGCCCCCCAGGCUGCCUUAAAUCGUUUGAAAAACGGGCGCUGCAAGGCCUGGGCGCCAGGAGGAAGGUGGUUCCGCGCUGAGCAGGCCGAUGGCCUGUCACAGGAAGCCCAGCAGGUGGCCAGCUGGCCACCUAGGGCGCCCGGUAGCAAGGCAGAGUAGGCACCUGCUUGUCCCAUAUGGCAGGUGCCUACUCUGCAGCACUAUACCAGAAUGGAGUGUGGAAGGAGGAAGGCGACGGCAAGGGAGCACUGCCUCUGCUGAUGAUCUUCCUGCUUCCUCGCACGCCCUCUCUGGUGAUGCCGGGAGCCGGAAUAUGACGUAAUUCCGGCCCCGCAUCACUAAACUGCACGAAGGAGCAGGAAGAUCAUCGAAGACACUGGACCCUGGGGAGAGGCCCCAGAGGACUUCUGAAGGUAGGAGCAACACUGUGUGUCUGUCAGUAAGUGAGUAUGUGUCUGGAAGUGUGUGUGUGUCUAUCAGUGAGUGUGUGUGUGUGUGUGUGUGUGUGUUUCUGUCAGUGAGUGUGUGUAUAUAAAUUUGUAGAAAAUGAUCAAGGCACUCCAAUUGUUUCCAAUUUUUAAGGCAAUUUAUUUGGACCAGGAACUACAAAGCUUUGUAGUUCCUGGUCCAAAUAAAUUGCCUUAAAAAUUGGAAACAAUUGGAGUGCCUUGAUCAUUUUCUACAAAUGUAUCUGCUUGGUCCUUUUGGGUACUGGGACUUUUUCAAGAGCACCCUGGAUUCCUUAGUGAGGAGCUGAGUGCACUUCCAGAUUUGAUGAUACAGUGAGUGUGUGUAUGUCUGGAAGUGAGUGUGUGUCUGUCAGUAAGUGUGUGUGUGUGUAUCUGUUUGUCUGGAAGUGUGUGCGUGUGUGCCUGGAAGUGUGUGCAUGUGUGUCUGGAAGGGAGUGUGUGUGUCUGAAAGUAAGUGUGUCUGUCAGUAAGUGUGUGUGUGUGUCUGUGUCUGGAAGUGUGUGUGUGUCUGGAAGUGAGUGUGUGUCUGUCAGGGCCGUCUUUCCGCAUGGGCAUGCUGGGCAGUUGCCCGUGGCCCAACAGGCAUGGGGGCCCUACCACGCUGCCCAGCAUGCCCGGACGACAGUUUUCUGGGAGAGAGGUAGCUAGGACCCAGGGCUGCAGGAGAGGCUGACCUGUAAGGCAGAUCGCUCCUCCCGCAAGCAGGCUGUGUGGAGCGGUGCCGCACAUUACCAUGGCAAUGCUCCACACAGCAUUCAGCGCGCAGGAGGACAGGAGACAGGCUGCAGCCAGACAAGCUGCAGGCUGUACAGAAUUCACAACUGGACCACCACGGCUGGCUGUGUCCCAGCCUCUUUCACCAAAGGUAAGAAGAAGGGUGGGGGUACAUAUAGAUUUUAUUUAAUGUAUAGUAGCAUUAAAAAAACAAAAAAACAUUUGCUACCUGCACCCCUCAAACACACACACAGCCCCAACACACAUAUAGCACUCCACACACACGCAGCACCCCACUCACUUAGCACUCCACACACACACACACACAGCACCCCACAUUCACAUAGCACUCCACACACACACAGCACCACACACACACUGCACCUGUACACACAAACACAUACACUGCACCCCUCACUGCAGUGUGUGUAUUCAGCAGUCUGUGUGUGUGUUCAGCAGUCUGUGUGUGUGUUCAGCGAACUGUGUAUGUAUUCAGCCGUCUGUGUGUAUGUUUGUGUGUGUUUGUAUUCAGCGGACUGUGUGUAUAUAUUCAGGACUCUCUAUGUGUACUCAGCAGUCUGUCUGUGUGUGUAGUCAGCAGUCUCUGUGUGUGUGUCUAUUCAUCAGUCUGUAUGCGUGUAUUCAGCAGUCGGUGUGUGUAUGUAUUCAGCAGUCGGUGUGUGACUGUAUUCAGCACGCUCCCCCUUGUGGCUCCGGUGCUCAGUUAGUGAGUCAGAGCACAGGCUCAGAGAUUCUUGGCCUGCGCUCUAGCAACAUUGAAAGUCAGAGCCGCAAAGAAGUGGGUAUGGCAAAGAGCUACUGAUUAGCAUAACAUCAAUAUCCGUUAUAAAACCAUGAAAAGGUGGGCAUGGAUGGUGAGCUGAUUCGGGGGUGCAAUGGGCCACUUGACUGGAGGCUGCCAGCCCUCCCCUGCACUCUGCAUUCACUACCCUAACACACAAUCUGCAUCCACUACCCUAACACACACUCUGCAUUCACUAUACACACAGCAUCCACUACACACACAUUCGGCAUUCACUAUACUCACACUACAUCCACCAUACAUAAACACACUGCAUUGAUUAUACACACACUCUGCAUCCAUUACACACAUUCUAAUUCUACAUCUACUAUACAAACCACAUUCAGUCCUGAAUCCUUGUGGGCGGACUCAGAAAGAGCCCCAGGCCCGGACUGGCCAUCGGGCACACCGGGCAGAUGCCCGGUGGGCCGCGGUGGCCACGGGCCGAGGCCGGCAGGGGAGGUCUCAGGACAUCCCCUGCCGGUCUAUGCAGGGCCGGCACUAUCCGAGCGCCGGCCCCGCUGUGUUCCAUGAAGGGCCGGUGGGGAGAUCAAAGAUCUCCCUCACCGGCCCACAUGCGCUAGAGUUCACUUACCACGAGGACCACCAGGGAUGGCUGGCAGCAGUAAGACUUAUUAUGUAUUUAUUAGUAUGUAUUAUUAUGUAUUUAUUAUUAUUAUGUGUUAUUAUGUGUUAUUAUGUAUUUAUUAUUAUUAUUUAGUAUGUAUUUAUUAGUAUGUAUUUUUAUGUAUUUAUUAUUAUUAUUUAUUAUUAUGUAUUUAUUAGUAUGUAUUAUUAUGUAUUUAUUAUUAUUUGUUUUUAUUAUUAUGUAUUUAUUAUUAUUUUUUAGUAAAACACCUACCUGCCUCCCCCAAUACAAAAUCCUUGCAAACACACACAUCACCCUCAACCAGCACCCUAACACACACACACAGCACCCUAACACACACACAGCACCCUAACACCAGCACCCCAACACACACACAGCACCCUAACACCAGCACCCUAACAUUGACACAUCACCCUAACACACACACAGCACCGUAGCACUCACACAGCACCCUAACACACACACAGCACCCUAACAUCAGCACCCUAACAUUGACACAUCACCCUAACACCAGCAUCCUAACAUUGACACAUCACCCUAACACACACACAGCACCGUAGCACUCACACAGCACCCUAACACACACACAGCACCCUAACAUUCACACAGCACCCUAACACCAGCACCCUAACAUUGACACAUCACCCUAACACACACACAGCACCCUAGCACUCACACAGCACCCUAGCACACACACAGCACCCUAACAUACACACAGCACCCUAACACUCACACAGCACCCUAACACCAGCACCCUAACAUAGACACAUCACCCUAACACACACACAGCACCCUAGCACUCACACAGCACCCUAGCACUCACACAGCACCCUAGCACACACACAGCACCCUAACACAUACAGCAACCUAGCACACACACACACAUCACCCCAACACACACAGCACCCCAACACACACAGCAUCCCAACACACACAUCACCCUCACUCACACAGCACCCUCAAAUGCACAGCGCCCUCACACACAGCGCCCUCACACAGCACCCUCACACACACAUACUGCACCCCCUCACACAUAUACUGCACCCUCCCACACACAUACUGCACCCCCUCACACACACAGCACCCUCCCACACACACUAUACUCCUCACAAAUGCACACUACACCCCUCACACACACAGCACCCCCCAAACACACUGCACCACUCACACACUCACUAGAUCUCCUAUACGCACUCCUGAGUCCUUCAAACACACACUAGAUCCCCUACACACAGAUGCUGCACCACUUACACACACACUACAUUUCUGACAUACACACUCAGGAUCCCCUAUGAACACACUAGAUACCCUUUAAGCAAACACAUAGUGUCUCCAUAAAUGUGAUACAGUGAGUAUUCCAAUUAUGGAAACCCCUGAGACAAGUUUCAAGCAAACACAAUGCAAGUAUGUUAUUAAAUUUGCUUGCGCUGUGCAGAUCAAAUACAGGGCCCUUUUCUCAUGCCCUGGAAGAGCAUUGAACCAACAUGCUCACUUUGAGAUGGGGCGUGCUUGUCAUUGGGGAUGACAAAACACACCCUAUCUGGCCCGCCCCCUUUUCAGUGGGCCGCUGUAAUUAAAAAUGCCUGGGCCAAAUUUUUUCCCCAGUCCGGCCCUGAAGAGCCCUAUGGGCAGACCCAGGGGGAGUUUUGUUAGGGGCCUCAAAAUUUCUGAUGGGAGCCCUGGCUCUGGACGUUAGGUUCUAGAAUAGAACCUGCCUAAAAUGGGGUACAUUGGUGUUGUGGCAGGCUUAUGCAUUGUGUGAUCAUAUAUUGUAACUAAACCCCCAUUAUUUUUGCCUAGGUUAGGGUUGUAAAAAAUUGUUUUUUUUUAAAACUGUUACAUUCUGUGAGCUUUGAAAUUGCUGAGAUCUGUAUACUACACAGGGUACCACAAAUUUUGCUUUGUUUCCCACAAGUCUGCUAUGUGUCACUGAGCCUUCAAUGUACACAUUUUAAGUCAUGACAUUCAAUUGGAAAGUUUAUAAGUCUGAGAUAUGUUUUCAUCAAAAUGCACCAGCACUACAUCAUAGCAACGGUACUGUUUAUAACACAAUGCUAGAAGUUUUAAGGGUUAGGGGUAUUUAGCAUUUAGGUGUCUUAGGGUUAAAGGUGUCUUGGGGAUACCUGCCUUUAACAUGCUGUGGAUUGUAACUCCCAUAAUUCUUGCCAGAAAAAAAGCUCCUCUAUCUACCCAUAAUUCUUUUUAAUGCAGUAACACAGGGGUCAGCAACCUACGGCACGUGUGUAAACCGGGUGGUGAUUGCAGGCGGUAAAGGACAAUCUUCAAUUUAUGCAUUGCAGCAUUUAGAGGAAGUGAUCUCAGAUCACUAUAUGCCAGCAUUGGUGAACGAAACCCCGCACUGGAGUAGAGCAACCUGCAGCAGCUAUUGCAGCUCCUGCCCUUCACCUGUACCUUGCUAGCUAAUAUGCCUCUCACUUAUACAAAUAAUAGAAACAGUCCACACACAAACACAGUCCCCACAAACACAACACUAUGGACUGUCCACAUACACGGACAAACACACAUAUACCCAAACCAAACACACAAUGUGACAUUUCAUCCACACACAAUUCCACAAGCAGCCCCUAUACAUAGCUCACAUUCAUAGGUAUCAUACAAAAUGUCACAAACUACCCAUGAACUAAUUCUAUACAAUGUAACAGCCCACAUAGGCACAAAUACAAUGCUACAGAGCAACUGCAGCACCCACAAAUAACACAAGCAGAAUACGGCAACAUACACACUCAAUUUAACAAAAAUAGUACCAGCACUCCAAUGGACUUCAAAAUCUCCAUUUGGCACAGUACUGCUAAAAGGUUGCCUACCCCUGUAGUAACAUCAUUGUGUCUCUUUAAUAACGUUCUCGUUUUGGCAUUUAUACAUUUAUAUAAUUAAAGUGAAUUAUCCAGAAGGAUAAUGAUUUUGUUAUCAAAACCAGUGCAACGCCGUUUUGGGACACAUGAGAAUGAUAUGUGCUUACAUUAGACAUGAGAUUGUACAAACUGCUCUCUCAUGUGCAAAAUAAUGUCAGAGCUCUCUUUAAUUGCACAAUUAAAGGAAAAAGGAAGAUGCCAAGAAUCAUAACCAGUAAAACUUUCUGUAGUGGUUAUGGUGCCAUGAGUGACCUGCCCUCUCCCCGUCUCCAAAUGGAACAUAGUCACACUGUUUUAGAAUGGUUUCACUUCUGACCUCGGUCAGCCAUGCACUGCUCCCCGUCUCCACUACUUCAGAGUUAAACCUAGCUAAAAUGCUCAGCCAAUGAGCUACCUCUACCCUGCAGGGCUUAGCUUGAAGGAGCCAACAGACUCCUAAGCAGGAGCUUCCAUCUCUCCUGGUAACUGAGAAGCAGCCUGCGGACACCAGGUAGGAAGUCAAGUGAGCUGUGGUGGUUAUGGUGCUUGGGGUGUUCCUUUAAAGGGGCACUCUAGGCACCAAAACAACUUCACUGACGCUCCCUGCUAAUCAGUGACUUCCCAUUCCCAACACUGGUUAUGAAAGAGACUUACAUUUCAAAGCCAGUUUUAUGAAUGUGAAGUCACUGAUUGGCUGACAGGUGACCGCUCUCAGCCAAUCAGCAGCUCCCCUGCCCGGCAACAUUCUGCAUUUCCUGAAACUGAAAUUUCAGAAACAGGAUUGGCGAUGGAGGCAACUUUGAAGUUAAACUAUUCGAGAAUGGUUUAACCCCUUAAUAAAAGAGUGAUCCGGGGGCCUCAUGGCACCAUAUAAAAUUAAUUCAGAUUAAGUUGUUAUGGUGCUGAAACUGAUCCUUUAAGUGACUAGCAAAAAGGCUGAUAACCCCUUCAUUCUACAGGUAGGGUCUCUGUGUAUCCAGUUUGUCAUUGAUGAUUUGGGGGUAAUACGAGUACUGUGUCAGACCCUCAUGAGAAAAGAGUUUUGUUGUCAAAUUAAAGUAAAUACUUACCAUAACCUUUUUCAAAAUCAGUUUCUUUCCCAGCAACAUUUUGCUUUUAAUGAUUUUCAUAAUGCAAUCUCCAGUAAGAGAGCCACAGUGGAAAUGUGAAUGCAAAUUCAACAAAGAAAUAGAUAAACCACACUGUUUGUGUAAACAAUUGAUACUACAGCCUAUACAAUUAUAUCAUCUCUUGAUAAUUAAGCUUUUAAAGGGAUAUUGAUGCUUACAACCAGCGAUGUCAUUAUUUCAUAGUGUUUCUGUUUAGGAACGUUGCCUCUUGUCCUCUGACAUCGAGUGAUGCAGUUCAGCAGUAAAAGUGCUAACGAUUAUAUUUGUGCUUCGAAUCUUCAAAGAGCAAUAAACGACCUGAAAUUUAUUACUGUUUCAAGGUGACGACGAGUUUCACUACAGCAAAUAGAGAGAUACAGCAUGUUGCAGACUAUCGAGGAAUAAAUUAUUAGCUCAGCUUCUAAUAAACACUGUCUGGGAGAGAGAAAACUAAAAUAACGGUUUCCAUUUUUAAAAAUUUGUAUUAAUUAUGGAUUAUGCUUCCAUAAUUCUCAAACGCCUUCUGCCACAAUAAAACCUCGACCCCAAGACUGGAUUAAAGUGGGGUACCUUUCGCAAUAACAGGAACCCCCAUUUCCUAACUGGUGGUCGCAUUGUGUUGUCCUUGUGAGAAUGUACUGGAGAAGAUACAACCCUCAAAACUGUGACAGGGCCGGCAAAAUAAGACAUAAAGAGGUUGGUGAAUGGGAGAUUAUAAACCCUGGAAAAAGUUCACCAGAACCCACAGCUUUUUCCUCAGUUGUACUUUUUGUAGAACUCAGACUCUACAGGUUCAGUGGACCCCACAGCUUUCCAUGUACUACCUAUGCAAACUAAUUGUGUAUAAAAUGUUCCUUUUUUUCCUCACAACUUUACUUUUUAUGCAUGUUUUCAUACCCAUGGCUAGAUUUUCUGGCUAGAGUAGGUUUCUGCCUGCAGGCACCUAUCCACCAGGGGGUGCCUAUUGUCAGCAGUUAUAAGGUGUCCUUUUGAGCUUAACCCCUUAAGGACACAUGACAUGUGUGACGUGUCAUGAUUCCCUUUUAUUCCAUAAGUUUGGUCCUUAAGGAGUUAAAGGGGUUCUCUAGUGCCAGGAAAACAAACCCGUUUUCCUGGCACUAGAGAAUCCUGGAGUGCCCCCAUCCCAUGUCGCUAAAGGGGUUAAAACCCUUGGUGCUGGGUCAGGCUUCGACCACGCUCUACCCCCGCUAACUUCCACCAACGGGGAAGACCUAAUGCGCGGCAAUGGCCAGGCGCGCAUUAGACCUCCCCAUAGUAAAGCAUUAUUCAAUGCUUUCCUAUAGGGAUUGCAGUGACGCAAUUGCAAUUGCAGACAACCAAAAGUCUUCUAAGAAUCCGGAAGUCCCUAGUCCCAGCCACUAGAGGAGGACUUAACCCUGCAAGGUAAUUAUUGCAGUUUAUAAAAACUGUCAAUAUUACACUUGCAGGGUUAAGGGUGAUGGGAGUUGGCACCCAGACCACUUUAAUGAGCUGAAAUGAUCUGGGUGCCUACAGUGUCCCUUUAAAGGAACACUUCACUGCCCAAAUAAGAAGAAAAAAUACAAGGUGGUUGUAACGGAUCGCCUGGCACCCCGACUGGGUACCUCCGUUGAAAGAUGCUCCUAGCGCUUCCUGAGGACUCCAAGCACUGCAGCAGACACCACAAUCACCGAACCAGAGAAGCGUAUACCUUCUCUCAAGCAUAAGAAUGCUGUAGACAGUUGAAUAGGAAUCAUACGAAUAGGUUUACUCUCCUAGCAGUCAAACUGGAACAGCAUACAAUAAAUCCUUCCCCCAAUAAUGAGACGACACUUCACUUUGAGGGUUAAAACAGGAACUCGAGUGCUGGCACACCCAGCCUGGUUUUUAUUACAAUCCACAAAACCUAGUACUGCCCACAGGGUUUUGCAGAACCACCAAUAAACACAUUACAACACAUACAAUGCAAGUACAGCAGCCAAUCAGACACAAUGGGACAAUAGAAACACACCCAGCAUAUUCCUCCCCUCUGCUUAGGAGAUAAUUGAGUCAAUUACUGUAUCUACUCAAUUAUCUCCAAGCUGAAAAGUUACUUUUUGUACAUUUUUAUAACUUUGUGAGUUAACAUCGUACAUACAUAAAACUUACAUUUUCAUAAUCAAUCCAUUCAGGGGAACAACAUAUUAAAAAAUGGCACGAAUCAGACCAGGGGUUCAAAAGUUAAGGGAAAGUCCUUUGUGACUAAAUGAAGCAUGGCUUUCCGGCCCAAACCAGUUUCAGAGUCUUCUAUCCUGGAGAGUAAUUCAAUUAUCUCCCAGGACAGAAACAAGACUCCAUUAAGCACAUGGUUGCAAAAAGACACAAAACACUUUAAAAUACAUAAAGUCACAUUUUAUACAUAAAACACGGACAUGUCACAUAUCCCCAGAUAGCUGGGAUCUGAGCGCACAAAACUACCGAAUAGCGCUCAGAUCCUAUUCACACAGUUCAACUACACGAAUGGGCUCCAUGGCAUAGCUAUCUGGGUUAAUAACUUCACAUAAAGUCUGGUCCAUAGUCCAAAGGCAAGAGGCGGGCAAGCAGCCCCCUCCAAGGACACGUGGCGAGGCCGGUUUCGCCACAGUGGUACAGAGAUGAAUGACUGGUAACGCACAAAUAUGUCAUACGUGCACACCAGGUCACAUCUUCAUGUAUCUAUUUUAUGGUAGUGCCAGAAAUGUACUCAGUCCAAAUUCAGAAGGGAUGGUGUGUUCCUACCUCUAUGACAGACAAAAACAAAUUGAGACUUAAAGUGUUACUUUAGCCAGUGCCAAAGAGCGAGCAAUGUUUUUCUUGUUCCCCUGGCAAAUAAUUGGUUUCAAAAAAAACGACUGUAGAGAAGGAAGGAUCUCUAUACAGUCUAAUAAUUGGUGAAACUGCUCUGUGUCUCUGAACAUUGCACCAAACAGGAUUUUAUCAAGGAAUUUCAACAUUUUAAUUUCCUGCUCUGUUUCCCCGUAAAGUCCCUUAUCUAAUCCUAACUACUGCGUAGGAAGAUUUUUAAUAUUACGCAGUUAGCUGGAUUCUUUAGAAAUAACAGAGUUUUAUUCCCUAAGGGAUACUGCGGACAGGUGACAAGCAAAUGACAAAAUUCAAAAUUUUUAUUUCUUUUUUUUUAAAUAACAAACGUGUAUUUCUGACCUUGUAGUGCUAAAAAAAAUCAUGUUAGCCUCCCUGCCCCCCUUAAAAUGGUAGAAAAAGUACCUUUAUUCCAGCGCUGCUGAUCAAAGCUGGCAAUCUCAGCCAAUCCAAUGUUAUUCUAGAGGGAAGCAUUGGAUUGGCUGAGAUCGUCAAGUCUGGUGAUCUCAGCCAAAGAGGCGGGAGCAGAGCCAAAUGCUGCUCUGGCCAAUUAGCAUCUCCUCAUAGAGAUGCAUUGAAUCAAUGCACCUCUAUGUGGAGAGUUCAGUGUCUGCAUGCAGAGUGUGGAGAUGCUGAACAUCAACACUAUGUGCAGCACCGACCCAGGAAGCACAUCUAAUGGCCAUCUGAGGAGUGGCUAGUGGAGGCAACCUUCAGCACCCCAUAUGUUGUGGACUAAAAUUCCCUUGAUGCUUUGCUAGCAUUAUGGCUGUAAGAACAUUAUGGGAGAUGUAGUACAAAACAUCUGGAGUGCCGAAGGUUGCCUACCCCUGCCCUAGUCUAUAAUGUAAACACUGCAUUUCUCUAAAAAGACAGUGUUUAUUGCAAAAAGCCUACAGGGAAUGAUUAUACUCACCAGCACAAAUACAAUAAGCUCUAGUUGUUUUGGUGACCAUAGUGUCCCUUUAAAAUGUUCAUCACCAAGAAAAGAAAUUUAACAAGAAAAAAAUUAAACCCUAAUAAAAGUUAUUAAAAGAUCAGCUAGAGAAAGUGAUCUAUUAUAGAUAUAAAGUACUCAUGUGUAUCCUACAUAUAAAUCUGGCUUGUAGCUAGAGAUAGUAUUACCACCACAUCUUUAUGGGGACAGUUCAGUGUCUCCAUGCAGAGUGUGGAGAUGCUGAUGUGCAGCACUGACCCAGGAAGCGCCUCUAGUGGCAACUGGAGGUGUCCCUAGGGGGCACCUUUUCUCUGAAAAAGCAGUGUUUACCGGAAAACGUCUGCAGGGACUGAUUAUACUCACCAGAACAAAUACAUUAAGCUGUAGUUGUUCUGUGGCCAUAGUGUCCCUUUAAUUCUGACAGGAAAUUCCAAUUUAGUUUUAGUCAGUCUUUUGACUAAAACGCCAUUUUAGUUUUAGUCAUCUGAAUUGUUUUAGUCUACUAAAUCUCCAGUAGAUUUUAGUCGACCUGACUAAAAUCUAAUGGGUUUAGUUAAAGUCUAUGUCUCUUUUGCCCCUUCCCCAGUGCCUCUGUGUCUCUUUCUGUCCCCCCAGCCCCUCUAGGUGUCUCUCCCAAGCCCAGGUCUAUCUCUUUUGCCCCUUUCACAGCCCAUCUGUGGAUCCUUGCCCCCCCCCCUUCCCAGCCCCUCUGUUUCUCUUUCUCUCCAUAGCCACAUUUGUAAGUCUCUUCUCCCCCCCAGUUCCUAAUUUUCCCCAUGUGUCUCAUUCACCCCAGCUGCACAUGUGUCUUAAUUCUUCCCUCAGCCCUUCCACGUGUCUUACCCGCUAGUGCUUGCAAAUUUCAUAUAUCAAAAUCACCACCUUUAUCAGAGAAUUUCAUCAAACAUAUGAAGACUAUCCAAUUGCAAGUUAGCUGUUUGUGAAUAACUGAAUUAACAAACCUAUGUACACAUUCAGCUGAUUUUUAACCUCAUGUGGCUUUUGGCUAUAGUUUAACGAUAAUAAUAAUUUUGUUGAAAUUACUGAAAUUUGGAUAAGCAAAUGCCAUUCAUGUGUUUUUAAACGCUUAGGAUUCGGACCAUUAUUAUUAUGUUAUUAUUUAUAUAUACCAUCAGCUAGUCAAUACAUUGCAGAGCUUUUAAAACAUUCCUAUACUAUAUGCUCAACCUCACGUGUUUAACCCUUCCAAUAGUUACCAAGUGAGUUUAUCAUCCUUGAUGUGUGUAUCUAUGGCCUAUAAAGACUAUUGAUUGGUUUUCAAUCCGUAAACAAUCACCUGCAAAUCUCUAUUCGAUCUACAAGAAUCCAGAGUAUGUUAUUUUUCUAUUUCUUUUGUUCUCAGCCCACUCCUUGAACCGUGAGAACUUCCCGCCAUCACAUUGAUCCGUUUCUCAAGAAUCCGUGAACGAACCAAUCGGUAAUAUUGAUCAGUUGUAAUUUCUGUCAACUCAAACGGCCUUUGGGGACUUUCUGUGUUUGAGUGAAUGUGUGGUUUUUGUGUGUAUGUCAGUUUUUUUAAAAUGUGCAGAGGGAUUUGAAUAGUGCGUAAGUAACUUUUUUCUUUGUUUUUUUUUUUUAUUGUAUGUGAUGUGUACAAUAGUCAUUGCUGCCUUCCAGGAUUAGUGUGAAUUUGAGUGCAGGGCUUAAUAUUGUAUGUUUAUGUUUGCAUUUAUGUGUGUGCGUAAAUGGAAGGACUUGUCAUUUUGUUGCCUGGUCUCCUUUUUUGACAUUGCUGGGUCUCAUGACUCGUUGCCUAUUUUAUCUCUUUAGAAACUGGUAGAAGACUCAAAUCCACUGUCUGUUGUUUGUACACACGUGUCCCUGUUCAUGGACUUGAGAGGUUAUUAACAGUGUUGUGUGACUAUUAAAUUGAAUCAUUUUUUAAAUAUAGCUGAUGUUUAAAUUACAAUUUAAAGGUACAUGCAUCUGCAUGAGAACCACCAUAACAGUGAUCCGUUUUGUUUUUCACAGGCAACAUGUCACAGGCAAAAGGCACUGUAGUCCUGGCAUACAGCGGCGGUUUGGACACAUCCUGCAUAUUGGUGUGGCUGAAGGAGCAGGGAUAUGAUGUCAUCGCUUAUCUGGUGAGCUAUUUCCUGCGGCUAAACCUGAUCAAAAUCUGACUUCCUUCUUAUUACAGACACACCUAGGGUAAUCCCUCAUUGGCAGCCUUUGCACACACUGAAAAUGAUUCAGAACACACACACAACAAUACGCAAACUAAAGAAACGGAAAGAGGUUUUUUUUAAAAUAAAAUUUAAAUCCAGCAUAUAAAACCAUCCUCUAGUUAUAUAACCCUUUUUAUAUCUAAGGCUUUUUUUCCCCCUUUUAAUAUUUUGAUUAAUCUCUAACAAAAUCGGCAUACAAAGUAGGCUGUAAAAUAAAGCUAUUUACUCACCCUGUGUAUUGAAAGGGUUAAAAACUGAUGUCAAAAAGGGAGUAAGUCGUAGCAAACCAGCAAAAACAGUGCAAAACGUGCUUACAAAUUAAUUAUUACAGACUGCAGAACACCACACAAACCUGUUUUGGUUUGGAGAGUUGGAUUUUUUUUUAGAAUUUGCAAUCCCCUUGACAGCUAUCUAACAUGCCCAGUUUAGUGUAUUAGGUUCAAUGUGUUUUUAUUAUUAUCUUUUAAAAGUAAAAUUAACUGAUGCAGUAAAACCACAACCUUUAUUCAUUAAAAUGAUAGUAUAAAACUAAAACUGUAUUUUAAUGAUGCAGUUUUGGUAAAUAUACCAUGCCUCUUUAAUUCUUACUAGGCGGGCGGCACAGUAUAUAGACUUGCAGAAUGAAGGCAUUUUUACCAAGCACAGCAUGGUGGAAACGUGCACAAACUUACCCCAAUGCCAAGAUUUGGAAUCAUGUUUAAACAGAAAUCGAUAGAUUAGCUAAAUCUAAAUACUGGAAAAAAAAAUGCAUCCAGAAAAUAAUGAUGGCGUGAGAUGUUGUCCCUUCUCAGGUAAAAACCAUAGCGUAUACUAAAUUCCUACAUAUUUUAUAGCACACAGCUACCAAAGGUACAUACAAUUGCAAGAAAAAGUAUGUGAACCCUUUGGAAUGAUAUGGAUUUCUGCACAAAUUGGUCAUAAAAUGUGAUCUGAUCAUCAUCUAAGUCACAACAAUAGACAAUCACAGUCUGCUUAACCCCUUAAGACCGGAGGGCGUACUAUUACGCCCUAUUAUAGUACGCCCUCCGGUCUUUCUGUACUUACCCGGUCGCCGGCAAUCCCACGCCGGCGGUUGGGGGGACUCCCAGGGAGCCCCCCGCAGCAGAUCUUCCUCCUGCAGCCCCCCCAGCCAUGUGAGAGUGAGGUCCUUGCGAGGACCUCACAAUCACAUGGCCGGGAUAGCUGGCUGCUGUAUUGCCAGCAGGGGGGCUGCCUGUAAUGACAGGUGGUCCCCCUGCUGGCUAGAAAUAAAAUUAAAAUAAAUUAAAUAGUGUAAAAAAAAUUAUAAUAAAUACUUAGAUAUAUAUAUAUAUAUAUAUGUAUAUAUAUAUAUAUGAUAUAAGUAUAUAUACACACAUAUACAUACACACACGUACACUGUCUAGGUGUAUUUUACUAUUAAUAUAUAUAUAAUUAUAUAUAUAUAUUAAUAUCAAAUUACACGUAGACUGAUACUGAUUAAAUAUAUAUAUAAUUAUUGUUAUAUAUAUAUAUUUAUAUAUAAUAUAAAAAAAUUAAAUAUGUAAAUACAUUAAAAAAUAAAAUAAAAAUAAUAAUAAAAAAAUAAUAAAAAAAAUAUAGAUGUGUGUUAUUUCGUUCUAACUGUAUUGUGAUAUUAAUAUAUAUAUAUUUAUAUCAAAAUACAUGUAGAACGAAAUAAUAUAUAUCUAUAUACAUAAAUAUAUACGUAUAUAUCACUUACGUAUAUAUAUAUACAUAUAUUAAUUCUACAUAUAUAUUUAUGUAAUAUUUUUACAUAAUUGGGUAUCUUAAUUAAUUACAAUUAGCGGGACCUGCCUGACAACCCAUGCCGAAAGUAAAGGGAAUUAAAUUUGCUAGCACUAUAUUUAACUCUAUAACUUUCCAAGACACCAUAAAACCUGUACAUGGGGGGUACUGUUAUACUCGGGGGACUUCGCUGAACAGAAAUAUUAGUGUUUCAAAACAGUAAAAUGUAUUACAACGAUGAUAUCGCCAGUAAAAGUGAAGUUUUUUGCAUUUUUCACGCACAAACAGCACUUACACGGACAAUAUUAUUGCUGCGAUACUUUUUACUGUUUUGAAACACAAAUAUUUGUGUUCAGCGAAGUCUCCCAAGUACAACAGUACCCCUCAUGUACAGGUUUUAUGGUGUUUUCAAAAGUUACAGCGUCAAAUAUAAGGUUUGUGUUUCAUUUUUUUCACAUUAAAAUUCGCCAGAUUGGGUACGUUGCCUUUGAGACCCUAUGGUAGCCCAAGAAUGAAAAUUACCCCUAUGAUGGCAUACCAUUUGCAAUAGUAGACAACCCAAAGUAUUGCAAAUGGGGUAUGUCCAGUCUUUUUUAGUAGCCACUUAGUCACAAACACUGGCCAAAAUUGGCGAUUUUUGCAUUUUACACACACACACCAAAUACUAACACUAACUUUGGCCAGUGUUUGUGACCAAAUGGCUACUAAAAAGACUGGAUAUACCCCAUUUGCAAUACCUUGGGUUGUCUACUAUUGCAAAUGGUAUGCCAUUAUGGGUGUAAAUUUCAUUCCUGGACUACUAUAAAGUCCCAAAGGCAACGUAACCAAUCUAGUGAAUUUCAAUUUCAAAAUGUAAUGUGCUAUAUUUGACCCUGUAACUUCCCAAAAUGCCAUAAAACCUGUACAUAGGGGGUACUGUUUUACACAUGAGACUUUGCUGAAUACAAAUAUGUGUAUUCUAUUUCAGUAAAAGAAAACAGUAUUAUGACAUUGACCGUUAAAAUGUCAUGUAGAACUAAUAAAAUAAAAUAAAAAUCUUAUUUUCUCCCAUUUUAUUCAUAUUAAAUUAUGUUUCAUAGCUAAAUAUUUGAUAUUAAAUGAAAGCCCUGUUUCCCCUGAAUAAAAUGAUAUAUAAUAAGGGUGGGUGCAUUUAAUAUGAAAGAGGUGAAUUACGGUUGGACAGACAUGUAGCGCAAAUGCCAGGUUUUGUUUACAUUUGUUUCGUUCACAACGUGUACAUUUGGCUCCGUCCUUAAGGGGUUAAACUAAUAACACACAAAGAAUGAAAUGUUGCCAUGUUUUUAUUGAACACACCAUGUAAAUAUUCACAGUGCAGGUGGAAAAAGUAUGUGAACCCUUGGAUUUAAUAACUGGUUGAACCUCCUUUGGCAGCAAUAACUUCAACCAAACGUUUCCUGUAGUUGCAGAUCAGACGUGCACAACGGUCAGGAGUAAUUCUUGACUAUUCCUCUUUACAGAACUGUUUCAGUUCAGCAAUAUUCUUGGGAUGUCUGGUGUGAAUCGCUUUCUUGAGGUCAUGCCACAGCAUCUCAAUCGGGUUGAGGUCAGGACUCUGACUGGGCCACUUCAGAAGGCGUAUUUUCUUCUGUUGAUUUACGUCUAUGCUUUGGGUCAUUGUCCUGUUGCAACACCCAUCUUCUGUUGAGCUUCAGCUGGUAGACAGAUGGCCUUAAGUUCUCCUGCAAAAUGUCUUGAUAAACCUGGGAAUUCAUGUUUCCUUCGAUGAUAGCAAUCUGUCCAGGCCCUGAAGCAGCAAAGCAGCCCCAAACCAUGAUGCCCCCACCACCAUACUUCACAGUUGGGAUGAGGUUUUGAUGUUGGUGUGCUGUGCCUUUUUUUCGCCAUACAUAGUGUUGUGUGUUUCUUCCAAACAACUCAACUUUGGUUUCAUCUGUCCACAGAAUAUUUUGCCAGUACUGCUUUGGAACAUCCAGGUGCUCUUGUGCAAACUGUAAACGUGCAGCAAUGUUUUGUUUGGACAGCAGUGGCUUCCUCUGUGGUAUCAUCCCAUGAAAUCCAUUCUUGUUUAGUGUUUUACGUAUUGUAGAUUCGCUAACAGGGAUGUUAGCAUUUGCCAGUGACUUUGUAAGUCUUUAGCUGACACUCUAGGAUUCUUCUUCACCUCACUGAGCAGUCUGCGCUGUGCUCUUGCAGUCAUCUUUACAGGACGGCCACUCCUAGGGAGAGUAGCAGCAGUGCUGAACUUUCUCCAUUUAUAGAUAAUUUGUCUUACCGUGGACUGAUGAACAGCAAGGCUUUUGGAGAUACUUUUAUAACCCUUUCCAGCUUUAUGCAAGUCAACAAUUCUUAAUCUUACCGUGUCUUCCACGGUGAUUGUCUAUUGUUGUGACUUAGAUGAUGAUCAGAUCACAUUUUAUGACCAAUUUGUGCAGAAAUCCAUAUCAUUCCAAAGGGUUCACAUACUUUUUCUUGCAACUUUAGUUGUCUAGGUUGAAAACAAGUCUAAAGUCCAUCAAAUUCAACCAUGAAACCCAUUAUUUCAUGCUGUUGAUCCAAAAGAAGAGAAACCCCCCCCCAAUUGUAGCCAUUUCUAUUUAUGCCAUAAUGGCAAUCAGAACCAUAUUAUUAGGAACAAAUGUCAUCCGACACGCGUUUCGCUCUAUGUAGGGCUUACCAGACGUGCUAUGGAGUGGCAGAUACCAAGGGCUUAAAGGACCACUAUAUGUAUGUUUUCCUUGCACUAUAGUGCCCUGAGGGUGCCCCCACCAUCAGGGCCCCCCUCCCACCGGGCUCUAGGGGGUGGAAGGGGUUAAAUUUACCUCUUUCUCCAGCGCCGGGCAAGGGACUCUCCUCCUCCUCGGCUGAAUGCGCAUGCGCGGCAGGAGCCACGCGCGCAUUCAGCCAGUCCAUAGGAAAGCAUUCAGAAUGCUUUCCUAUUUCCUAUGGACGCUGGCGUCUUCUCACUGUGAAAAUCACAGUGAAAAGCACAGAAGUGCCUCUAGCGGCUGUCAAUGAGACAGCCACUAGAGGCUGGAUUAACCCUAUUAUAAACAUAGCAGUUUCUCUGGACCUGGCACCUAGACCACUUCAUUAAGCUGAAGUGGUCUGUGUGCCUAUAGUGGUCCUUUUUUUUUUUUUUUUUAUAAAUUCUUUAUUUUUCGAUUUUUAUCAACUUGAAUUGAAGGGUGCAGAAUGAAGAGAAUGGGUGGGGUACAAGUUUGUUUCGAUAUGGGUGACCAGUUGACAUUGAAUACUUUAUCGGUAUCGAUAUCGAAACCACAGUCGCGGUUUUUCAAGUACCAAGUGUUGAGGGUUACAUUUCGAGGUCAUGAUCUUAAGUUUUUGGUACGUUGUUAUAGUGGUCAUUUAAAUGCCCAAGGCCGCUUAUAGAUUUUACGAAUCCAUUAGAGACGUCCUUUCUUUUAAUAAGGAACUUUCAUAGAAUUUGUGUUUAAUUCUCGCAAUAUCUCCUUAUAGCCACCACACCCCCUACUUGAUAUUAUACAUAAAUCUUAUACUCUUCCAAUGCGUUCGAUUUGUUAUCACUUCCUCUCUCGGGCUAUCACAGUGGGCUAAUUCUCCCACCCAUGUAGCUGGCAAUACCUUUGUAAUUUUCUCUUAUGCAUGUUCAGUAUAUAAUAUCUGCAACACUCCACUUCCUCUCUCUGGUCACCACCUCUUAUUAUUUGCUCUCAAGAUCCCCCUCACCCAACAACCUCAGCCUAACCCCCCUCAACUUAGGAGGAACCUUAAUUCUAGCAGCUGUCAGAUGAUAUUGAUUCACAACUGCUAUCCAUCCCUUCCCUCUCCCUCACUGGACACCUCCAGAUAUAACACUACCCUCACCUCUGCUUUGAACGCUGCAGCCCCACUCCAAACAUGCACCACGAGGAGGACACGCCCCCAACCGUGGCAUACUAAAUCAACACGCUACCUGCAAAGAUGCUCCUGUUGUGCUGAACGCACCUAGAGGAAGUCUCACACCCAGGCAGACUAUCUCCAUUAUAGAUUCAUAUUGUGUUAAUACAGCUCAGCCCUUGCCCUCGCCAAACAGUCAUACUUUUCCUCUCUUAUUAGUUCAUGCUCCCGCAAUCCCAGGCAUCUCUUUGUCACCUUUAACUCUCUUCUUCGCCCUGCUGUUGCUAUCCCCCAAACUAACCUUACAGCCUAUAGCUUUGCAUGCUACUUUACCGACAAGAUUGAACAGCUAGGGAAAGAAUUCUCCCCACCUUGCCGUUCUCUUUCUCAACCACACGUAGAUCAUGCCUUUCCAACCCUUCAAACUUUUUCCCUGGCUGCUGAACAAGAGGUGGCUGCUCUUCUCCUUUCCUCUCGCCCCACCACCUGCCCGCUUGAUCCUGUCACAUCUCACCUCAUCAGAUCUCUCUCCACUUGUCCUGUGCCUUCCUUAACACACAUUUUCAACUGCUCUCUCUCUUCUGGCGUUGUCCCUGCUGACCUUGAACAUGCCACUGUAGUACCUAUCCUGCAAAAAAACCUCUUUUGACCCAUCCUCCCCCUCUAACUAUUGUCACAUAUCCCUGCUCCCUUUUUCCUCAAAGCUUCUGGAAAGACUUGUCUUUACCCAUAUGUCUCACUUCCUCAAUUCCAACUCUCUUCUUGACCCUCUUUAAUCUGUCUUCCAACCUCUCCACUCUACUGAGACUUCUCUUGCUAAUCUAAUUGCAGCUAAAUCCAAAGGCCACUACUCCAUACUAAUUCUUCUUGACCCUUCUGCUGCCUUUAAAACCAUGCUCUCCUUCUUCAAACUCUUCCAUCACUCGGUCUUUGUGACUCUGUCCUCUGUCCUCUCGUGAUUUUCCUCUUAUCUCUCCCAACGCUCAUUCAGUGUCUCCUUUUCUAAUGAUACCUCCUCCCCUCGUCCUGUCUCAGUUGGAGGCCCCCAAGGUGCUGUCCUUGGUCCCCUUCUAUUUUCUCUUCAUACUGCCUCUCUUGGCAAACUUAUUACCUCAUUUGGAUUCCACUACCACCUGUACGCUGAUGACACCCAGAUAUAGCUCUCCUCCCUGGAUGUCUCCCCUUCUGUCCUGCAAAGUGUCACUGCUUGUCUUUCUUCCAUCUCUGACUGGAUGUCCUCCUGCUUUCUGAAACUCAGUCUCUCUAAAACUGAGCUCCUUGUCUUUCCUCCUCCUAAUACUGAUCCUCCUCUUUAGCUCUCCCUUCAAGUUAGUGGUAUCCACAUAAGUCCAUCCUUGCAAGUGCGCUUGGCAUCAUACUUGAUUCUGGCCUCACCUUUGAGCCUCAGAUCCAGUAUGUUGCCAAAUCCUGUAGAUUCCAUCUUAAAAAUAGAGAUUUUACCAAGGAGCUUGUCCAUGCUCUAGUAAUUUCCCGCAUGGAUUAUUGUAACCCUCUCUUAAUUGGUCUUCCCAAAAGCCGUAUUGCCCCGCUACAGUCUGUAAUGAAUGCCGAUGCCAGACUGAUUUUCCUCUACAGUCGGUCCUCUCACCCCUCUGUCAGUCCUUACAUUGGCUUCCUGUAUCCUAUAGUAGUCAUUUCAAAGUGCUAACCCACACCUGUAAAGCACUGAACAAUUCUAGCCCCCCUCUCUUCUCUCUUCACCUAUCCACAGGUAUGCCCCUUCUCGAUCUCUCCGCUCUGCCCGUGACCUUCUUCUGUCCGCUGCUCGCACCCGUACGGCCAACUCACGCUUGCAGGACUUCUCAUGGGCGGCUCCCUUCCUAUGGCAUAGCCUGCCUACCACCAUCAGACUCUCCCCUAGUCUUCAAUCGUUUCAGAAGUCCCUUAAAACCCAUCUCUUUAGGAAAGCUUAUGACCUCCCAGACUAACCUCUACCUCACAUACCUGUCUCUUGCUCUCUCCUAAAGAGCAGCACUUUACUCUCUCCUCCAGCUCUGCCUCACUCCCACCUUAUUUGAUUGCUAUUCCCUGUCCUAAUGGGUUUUAUACCCCACCUCCUAUAGACUGUAAGUUCGUUUGAGCAGGGUCCUCUUCAACCUAUCGUUCCUGUAAGUUUUCUUGUAAUUGUCCUAUUUAUAGUUAAAUCCCCCCUCUCAUAAUAUUGUAAAGUGCUACAGAAUCUGUUGGCGCUAUAUAAAUGGCAAUAAUAAUAAUAAUUUCCAGAGCUCUAUUUUCUUCUGUCACACAUAAAGUGUCAUUCAUUAAAGUGUAAAUUUUAAGAAGUUCAAACAGAAUCCAAAGUGAAUUCAAAUUUUAGGCCCAAAUAGUCAUUUUGAUGACCUUCUCCAAGUCAGCUAUGUUUUCUGUUUAACUAUUUUGGCCUAAAUUUGAAAUUCACAAAGAUUUCUCAACAAUCCAGAUAUGAGCCAAUAUCAUUACCAGCAGUAGUAAGAUAAUAUCCUUGUAGAUAAUAAUGAUCAGCAGUGGACUUUGUAGUGACUGACUUUCAUUAUGAAAAUGUCUUUUUAGGCAAACAUUGGUCAGGAUGAAAGUUUCGAUGAAGCACGAAAGAAGGCUUUAAAUCUUGGAGCAAAGAAGGUAACUAGAAUGUCUGGCUCUGUUUAAAAUAAAUAUAAAAAAAACAUAGGGGUGAUCCUGCUAAAGGGAACAAAAGCGGCACAACAUAGAAUGUUUGUACAAUUGGAAUUGGGUGGCCAAGUUGAAACAUGCUUGGGUUUUCACGUGUACCAUUCUUAUCACUACUGACCCUACUUUCUGUUUGAUCCUCUUUUCUAAAAACCAAUAACCUCUGUUAAACGUUUUAUAUCAUCCAGAAGGGUCCAAUCAACUGCUGAUGGUCAGAGCUCCAUAGUUUGAAAAUUACUGCAGUAGAAUCACAGGACCAUGUUUUUUAGGAUCUAGAAAUUGUCAUUGACUCCCCACCAUUACGUCUGUUCUGCAGGUCUUCAUAGAAGACAUGCGUCAGGAGUUUAUUGAACAAUUCAUCUGGCCAGCUGUCCAAGCCAAUGCCAUCUACGAAGACCGAUACCUCUUGGGCACAUCACUGGCACGUCCCUGCAUUGCAAGGAUGCAAGUGGAAAUUGCCAAAAGGGAGGGUGCAAAGUUUGUGUCCCACGGAGCCACCGGCAAGGUAAGAUCAUACAUCAAGGUCAAUUGCACUCAAAAUAGACCAAAUUUUCUCACGGACAGAAGUUAUGAUCCAUCUCCUGUGCAUUUUAAUGUAAUAAUUAAACAUAUACAUUGGAUAUUUAAAUUUGUUUUAAUUGCCGAUUUGGAUGGUUGCUUUGCACAGGCCCAAUCGCAAAACUAGAGGAACUGAAGAAACAAGCUUAAAAUACCAAUAUAACCAGUUGUCCAAUAAAGGAAUCGACCUAAUCUCUGUUAUAACAUAUAUUUCUAUUGCUAACACUGUGCAACUAAACUGCGCUCUAUAAAUAUCAUCAUAAUAAUAAUAAUAAUAAUAUAUUCCAAGUACACAUCUCUGCCUUGUUAAAUUACAAAUGGCCAGGAGGUGGUGCUAGAGACCACGUUUUAACUUCUGUUUCUGAGCUUGACUGAAGUGGUUUUAUAUAAUAUUAUUUAUUAAAAAUUAGUUACAUGUCUAGAGUCUGCGUGAGGCUUCAUGAAUGUACAAACUAUUUAUUAGUUUUUCAUAAUAUUCAAAAUGACUAUCAAUAGUUUAAAUGGAACGUUUGGAUAAAGGGGGAUUACAGAAUUGUAGCACAACUUUCACUUUUUCACUUCAUUAGAUAAUGAAUUGCUGCCAAGCUAUCUUUGAGCAGUUUGACAAAGAUCUCUCGAUCCUCAGCAGCCAGCGUGAAUUACGAAAACUUUAUUAUCACUUAUUUAUUACUGGCAUUUAUAAAGCGCCAACAUAUUCCGCAGCGGAAUUCAAUUGGGAUAUAGAUAAUACAAUAUAAACAGACCAGUGCAAAGGUAGAGGGCUCUGCCCGUGAGCUUACAAUCUAAAGGUUAAAUCCUGUGUACAUUAUGUUAAGCCAGCCCCUGAGCUCAAUGCUUAUCACUGCAAUCCAAUGCGGAUGGAUAUCGUGGAAUUUAGAUUCAUGUUAUUAUUACACUGGGUUUGGGGUGUUAAGGGAACCACUUUUUUUCUCCAAUCUGCUCCAAAACAAUUUGAAAAAAAACGAGAGUAACUGCACAGAAAUAACUUGCAUCAUAACUUAUACUUAGCUUAAGCUGCAGUGGUUAUGGUGCUUAGAGUGUACUUUUUAACUAGCACAUGUUAAAGAAUAACAAAGUGCUAGACAAAAUAUAUAUGUUUAGAUUUAUACCCCUAGAAAAGAUGCUCCCCUCCUCCCCUAACCCCCCAGCUUCAUUUAAUGAUUCUAUUAAAAGUAGAUUUCCUAAACCAUUUACUGCCCUGGAUUAUAAUGGCUCCCAAGAAGCUCAGCCAACUUUAUGGCUGGCUGAGCUGACUGGGAGUUGUAAUGCACAGCAAAUGGAGUCCCAUAUGUGUAGGCAAAGAUUUCAGCACUAUGGCGUCAGGACAGUUCCUGUUGCUCAUUGCUGGCAGGAUGUUUUCAGGAAGAACCCAGGGUUUGCUUCUAGUUUCUUACUGACAUUAAAAACACAAGCAGUUUGAACUAAUCUGAUUUGAAAAUCAGCCAGCAUGCCAAAUUUAUCAAGCAGAGGGGAUACAUGGCUGCGUUUAGGCCUGCUUUUAUUUAUUUAUUUUUUUUUAAAAAUUUAAAAGCAAGUAAACAUUCAAAAUUGUUAUUUUUCUUGGUAUCUGUUGUACAGCGCUUUAUAAAUAAUGAUAAUGAAACUUUGUUGGUAAACCGCAUGAGAGACAGAUAUAACACAAGUAUAUGGCGAUGAUACUAAUUCACAGUGGAUCAACAGCUGAGGAAUCUCCAUCUCCAUCAAGCUUAUAGUUAGCUUGAAAAGGAAGAAUUCUCAGUGAGCCAAUUUUUUUUAUAGUAAGAAUCCACAAUGCACAACCAUAGUGGAACUAAUAUUGUAAAGCGCUACGUAAUAUGCUGGCGCUAUUCUGCUAUAUAAAUACCAAUAAUAAUAAUAACUGCAUCUUAAGCUGCAGCUUUUUCUGUUCUGUAAAUGUGUUGCCUAUGUGUACCUGUGUUCCCUCUAAGAACUUCUUUUUUGUUGCAUGAAACAUUUAAUAAAUCAAUCUAUAUAGCUACCACAUACUAAAGUAUACAUCUAAUAUCAUUUUUUAUUUUUUUUAUUUUGCAAACUAUAGAGUAUGGUUGUUAUGCUUUUCAUAAUUGCUAAUGUAAAUUGAGGGAAAAACUUAAAAAAUGUAAUCAUUUAUAUCCCUUUUUUUAAAAUGGUACUGGGGAUAUUUUAUGUUUUACGUACAAUACCUGACCUACAAACAAAGCCUAUUUUAAUAGAUUGCCUAAAUGGAGUUUACUGCACAAUUUGUGUUGAAAUAGUUUCUCAAGCAUAUGCUCUACCAAUAGAGGGAGCCACAGACCAAAGUCAAGUAAUGUGUCCUCCCAUUCCCUUAUCAAAUUAAAAAAAACAAAACAUCAUUUUGGAUUCGAUAUUUAGCGAGCUUUAUAAACGAUUUCGAUAUCUCAGAGAGUUUGUAAGUAUAUACAGACUUAAAAAGAUCUGAAAUGUACUUGGAUAAUCGUUACAUCCAAAAAGAUCUUAAUUUCAUGUAUAUUGUAUGUUAAGAGGUUAUUAAUUACUUGCAAGUACUGUAAAUUAGCUGAAGUGCGUAAUCAAUAUUUUUACGGUAUAGAAUCAUCUAGGUAAACAACCCAGUUACGGAAUACCGUAUAUAAACUGUGCAAGUUAUCCUGGAACUGAUAAGAUCAAGUGAAGAUGUCACUUUGAGAUAUUCCAUUCAGUUUAUCUUGUAGUUUAAUCCUUUUCGCAUUUUUGCUUUUGUGCUUUUGCAGGGAAAUGACCAGAUCCGAUUUGAACUGACCUGCUAUUCUCUGUACCCCGAAGUCCAGGUAACAGCCAAAAUGUCUCCUACAGUCCCUGAUUUCUAGAGAUCAUAGAUACAAUUUUAGAAACAUUGAUGUAUUCACUAAAAAUGUAAUUUUGGAGAAAUGACGAGAAAUUUAUGGCAAACUUAGAAAAUCGUUAGCUUGGCGAAUUUGGUCCAAAUUGGGGAUCCCUUGUCAUUUCUCUAGAAUUCCCAUUUACUGGAAAACACAAUGUAGUGUGGUGGCUAAGAAGCAGAUUCAAACUGUUUGAAGAUAUUUCCAAAAUUGUGAUAAAUUCUAUGUUUGGUAGUUUUUACAGCAUUUUUAGUAUGUGAUUGUGCUCCUAUCGUUGCUCUACCAGGAGCACUCAAAGUACUAAAUAAAUAGUCAACAUAGAUUGGAAAAGCAAACAGCGCCACCACAAAUGUCAAAGUUUACAAAGAGCAUUGCAACCAGAAGCUGGAAAACUAUUAAGAUGCUCUUAAUUUUAAUAACAUUUAAAUGAGGCUCUUUUAAGCCAAGAGUACGCUUAAUAUCAAAAGAAUUAUCUCUAUGGACAAUUAUGGAAGGAUUAAUAGUGUAUAGUGUCAAUGGUGACUCAGGACAGUCUGCUAAUCCGUAUCUUAUUUCAUGAUCACGUUAAAGAGAUUUAGGAUGGUGUAAGAGGCUUGAAUGGUUUGCCAAAAUCUUCUUCCCCGAUAAAUUUCCAUCUGCUCCUUGCCUUUGUUUCUUUCUUGCUACGUACUUUUUCUCAUGUCUAUCCAAGUACCAUCGUUUUAUUCUUGUUUAUCGUCCUGCAGAUCAUUGCACCUUGGAGAAUGCCUGAGUUUUACAAUCGUUUCCGGGGCAGAAGUGACUUAAUGGAUUAUGCCAAGGUAUGCCCGUUAGCUUCUCAAUGAUUUUCCAGAGUUUCUUUGUUCGUUUCUGUGAACUGGUUUGAACUCAGGCCUCUCCUCGGCACCGAGGGACAGGUUAGCCCAGGUGUCAAAAGUUUUUGAUAAGGACUUUGCACUGAGCUACAGUGGUUAUGGUGCAUACAGCACCCCUUUAAUAAAGGUUAAGUAAUCAAAAGAAAUUUAAUGAUAAACUUGCUUUGUCCACCAGCAAUAUAGUAUAGCAUAUGUAGCAUGGAACCCCUUCAAAAAUGUUAUGCUACAGGUUUUCAAAAUGUAAUUUAUAAGUAUCGGUGUGAAUUAUCAGUGAAAUCCAAGCUAGUGAGCAUGGUCCAGUCAGAUGCUUCUCUAUGAGAAGUAUUUGACUAAGCCAUGGAGAGGGAUGUGUUGUUGGACACUGCGUGGAGACCAGGGAUGGGAACCUCACCCAGCCUUGGUUUAGCCUUAUUUUAUAGGUUUAUAAGGGGGGGGGACCUUUUUACUAAUGCCCAAUAAGGCAUUCUAAUUAAAGAAAAGGUUUAUUUAAAAAGUAAUGAUUUAGGAACUCUGCCAGGUGGCCUAAAAGUGUUAUCCAACAGUAUAUGGAAUGUAUGUACCUUGUCUGAAAUCAGGUUAUAAUGUUAGCAAUAAGAUUAUCCAGUAAAGUAAGAAUUGUCGGGGAUAUAAAGUAUAUUCAAAGUAAGUUUCAAACUUUAAGGCCAAAAAGCUGAUCUGAAAACAGGAGACAAUCUCUGGUUAAGCUAAUUUAGCCAAAAACAUUUAAUUCACUUUGUAUCCACGUUGAAUUGCUGACAUUUCACACUUUAUUGAAUAUCCCUGGGGGUGUAAAGAGCAGUCCAUUGGUUUAUCAAAUUCAGCCAUGGAGUGUGGGUUUUUUGUUGUUUUUUUAACAGCAGGUUAAAAAAAAAAACAAGUAGACUCAUCGGCCUAUUUGAGUGGGUAAGAUCUCUGUGUGUGUGUAUAUGUGUGGGGAGAUCACCAUUAGUCAAUUUGCCCUUUGGCAUACCCCUGCUUGUGUUUAUUACCUAUUGAGAAUAAACAAUGAGCGGCAUUAAUUGGCUAACAAGCUCUUGAAAACUAAUGAAGGCCUGAGAGUGUUGUACUCACUGGAGCAUGAAACAUCUCCUAAAUUCAGCCAGGAUAUUAGCACAUAUGGUCCUCACCAGGGAAUUUCCUUUUUGGGACUGACCAGCACAUACACAGUAUUCUAUAUCUCAGGACAGAGAUGAAGUGUAAUGUCCUCUGUCUAAUAGUCACAUAUCGUGUAUAACAUUUUCGAUUCUAGAUUUUUCACCAAAUUUUCUUAAUGUUUCCAUUCGUGUUCCCAAUACUGUUCUUCGAGUCCCCACGCCGUCCUAACCCCCACCCAGCUCUGUUCCCGAGCUUUUUGAUAAUCCGUUCCAGGCAUAGAAUCGUGCCUCCAAGCAGAUUUUUUUUUUUUUUUCUCCAAAGGAAAUAUAUCUCUCUCUUUUCUUUUAUGCAAACAAAGUAUCGUUUGGAGUGUUAAAGGGACUGUCUGUAAAUGAGAAGGGACUUUAAAGAGAUCGGUAUCACAGAAAUCCUUGUGUUCCCUUAAGAGCCACUUCUGACUCGCUCACCUAUGUCCCCCCUCCUUCGGCUUUCCUAAAUAAUUGGUGGUAUUUAGUCUUCAGAUGAAACUAAACUGUCUCAUCUUCCCUUGAGGCUAAAGAUUUAUCAAGGAUUUGUCCAGAGAUAAGUAAAAGGCUCUCAGUUAACUUCACACUGGCUACUUAUUAACAGAAUGGAAACAUUAAACAGAAAUAUGCUGGAUAUAUAGACAGGGGCUAUGUAUCAUUCCUUUAACCCAUUUGGUGCCUAAUUGCAUAUAAACACAUUCCAUAGGGGAACCAAAUUAGGCUAAAAGAUAAUAAAAUGAAAUUGUAUCAUUUUGCUGGCUGUACCCCUAAGGGAAUGUCAUAAGUUAUAAAAAUCAUAGCUUCUCAAAUAAGACACAUAAGUUGAGUGGACUGAUUGUAAAAUACAGUGUUCAAUUCUGGUACACAAGACAAUGAAAUAGGCCUCUGGAAGGAUUUGAGAUUUUGCAGUUUUUAACAAAUUUUAGAAACAAUUUGUGACAGUCCUAAACUCUUGUCUGUCAGCUAUCAAAAAAUAUGUUUUAGGAAAACAAUGCACAGCCAAUCAGAACGAAGCAGUUGGGUGCAUGCUGGGAAAAUUUGAGUAUGCAAAUUAGGUAAUGUAAGUCCCAAAAAAGUUAACCUAAAAACCUCAGACAAAUGUAAAAUCAACCCAACAAGAGCAAACACUAUUAUUCCCAGAUAGUUACGGGUUCCAAACACUCUUGGAAGGCACAUGAAUAUUGUUGUCCAGAAGUAUAUACAAUUCACAUGCAGCCAAAGGAAAUCAAUUAAUCAUGGCAAAUUCUAUCAGUUACCAGCCAUGACUAAUCAAUUGAUUUCCCCUUGCAGUUGGGCAGCGCUAUGCAUGGACCUCCUGACAGCACGUGAAAUUUACAGCUGUCAAAGAAAACAUGGCCGAAAUGGCAAUUCGAAUAACAGCUUUCAUUUUUGUUCUUGCUUUCAUUGAAUGAUUAAUGCAAUUAGGGCAGACGUUUACAUAAUCAGCCAAUUAGCAUGUUACACCAAAUUUGAAACUGUCGGUAAGACUUUGAAAAUUGUUUGCUACAUACGCAACUCCUAUUCAAUAAAAUGUGCCACUUAGCAAAGAUGGUCUGUAGUGGUUUAAUCAUUAUAGAAACCUACAUUUUAAAGGAAUAGUGAUAAAAGUAUAUUUUUAAAUUUUUUUUAAUUUUUAUUAUACAGUGCUUUAAUGAUCACUUUAUAAUUCACUUUAAAUUCCUGACACUUUAGGAAAUAUUUUAUGAUGACAAGGGUGACUUCUAUCUAUGAUACACAUAGGGGUCUAUUUGAUAAACAAUAUAUCGUGAUGAACUGUAAAUGAAUUACAAAAUUUGGGGCGAAAUUGUGAGGUUGGGAAUAAAGAGGAGUUGGUCAAUUCAUUCUAUAGUGACCUUAUCGUUGCAUAUUUAGCUUUCAAUUAAGUUACAUACUGAGCAUUUACUCAACAAACUGCAAAUUGGAUGAAAUUGAAAAAUAAACAAGAAAUAUUAAAAUAUUUAUUUAAGCUGUGCUUAUUUUUUUAUUUUUUUGCUCCUUUUUGAGAAAUAUUAAACGCUUGUUAAAGCACGACUGUUCAAACGUGGCCCUAGAAUUAUCAGCUACUGAACUACUAAUAUCAUAAGCCGGGCUGGCUGGGAGUUAUGGAGGUUGUAGGUUCAAGUCAAGCCGUGACCACCCCUUCUAUGACACUAUAAAAAAAAACAUAAAGAAAGCAGAUCUCAUAUAUUCUGCAUUAGAUUAUAAAUCCUGCUGCUUUUAUCUCUUUGGAGGAGAAACACUAGUCAAUAACAGAUCAUUGCCCUGACAAAUAGGUCCUCAUCUUAUUAGAAUGGAGUACAAAUUGACAGAACAAUUAACUCAUCUGUGUCUGGGCUUUGUGACAUCUUCACUAUUUCAGCUUGGGGUGUUGUUCUGGAGGUAAAAUGGCCAGCCCAUUGCAUUGAAUGCCUCUACAGAGAUCUCUCGGCUAAACAUUAGCCAGGGCCUUUUUCAAAUGUGGGUGGCAUUUGUUAGCGUUUAAUAAAGAGAGGAGCAUACCAAAGGAAGGUAAUUGUUUCUUUGUUUCAUUUUCGGGAAUUUCUUUCCCCUUCACUGCAUAUCCCAAUGUUUGGGACACAUCCUGUGCAAGUAGAUAGGGAGCCUAACGGGGCCCAGCUAUGUCCUCGACGGGCGCACAGUCUUCCCGCAAUGAAUUUGUUAACAGAUUAGCUGAUCCCACUGAGACAGAAGCAAUUUUGUGGUUUUAUAUAUUUUUUUUUUCUCUCCAAACAGUUGAAGUGAAAAGGGGAACAGGGUUAGAGCUGGUGAAAAAAAAAUAAAAAAUAAAGGUUUUUGCUUUUUCCAUUGUAUAGCGUGUAAGGGGAGGAAUAUAUUUUAUCCGUAAUGUUGUUUGAAGAGUAAUGUUCUGUGCUGGACUCAUGAUUAAAUGCACAGAGAGACUUUAUGGGUGUUUAGAAUGCAUAGAAUCUAUCGACCAUUUUAUGCUUGCUCACCUGUAUAUAUGUAGUCCUAUUUAUGAUUAUUUGCCAACAUAUCUACAGCUACCUUCACGGACUACUCAAAGCUCCAUCUAUGUCAGUAUUAGCAAACGUUCCUUAGAUCUACCUAGCCAUUGUUUGUCUGUGUAAAAUUGCUCAUUUUAAAAUAGUGCAUAAAGUAUUUAGAUUUCUUAUGUUAUAUGAAGACAAAAAAGGAAAAAGACUGCCCCAUCCACAGGGCAAAGAGGGCAUGUGGCCUCAUGCCAUCACGACACGGACAGGGAAAACCUGAAUUUGUAAUGUUUAUAUAUUUCAUUUAUACUACUAUGGUAAUUUUCUGACUGUGUGAUAAAGCUCUGUCCAGCAUCUGUUGGUGGCUUAAGAUGGCCUUGCUUAUAGUGACAGAUCACAGUGUCGUAUGUAGGGUUACGGUCAGGACGUCAACGUGAAUUUCAAAUUUUAAACUGAAUAUCCAACUUGGAAAAAUUAUCCAAAUCGGCUAUGUUUUAGUUUGGCUUGAAAAUUUACUUAAAUUCACUUUGAAUUCCCAACAAUUUUAAUUUUAACGAAUAACCCUGUCAUUGUUAGCUAUUGCUAAUAGCUAUUUUUCUAAUCCUGUUCCCUUCAGAAACAUGGCAUCCCAGUACCUGUCACACCCAAAAACCCAUGGAGUAUGGAUGAAAACAUUAUGCAUAUCAGGUAAAGAGUUUCAUUACUAUGUUCAUCUUUUAUACCUGUUACUCAAAGAAGUAGUGUAUGUUUUACAAUAUUUAAUGCUCACAAAUUACACCAGGACCACUACAUUAAGCUGCAGUGGUUCCGAUGACUAUAGUGUCCCUUUAACAGUGAUGUGAUUUAUUCUGGAAUCUAAUAUUGUAACAUAGAUAUGGAAUUCAGUUAUCUGUAAACUGUUUCCAUGUCAUUCGCAUGACCAGGUUAGUUUUACAGCAAAUUGGUCAUUUUCUACUAUACGCUAAGAUCCAUUGUAACAGAUAGAUAGGCUUCACUAGAUUUCAUUCUCAUCCACAUGUACCCAACCCAAGUCGGCCACUGACCACACUCUGCCACUGAUUUAUAUAGACCGAUACAUGUACAUGUUCUGCUUUCACAGACUGAUAAUGUCAUUCUUACUUUUUAGCUAUGAAGCUGGGAUUUUGGAGAACCCCAAAGUAAGUAUCACUCAAAAUAAGAAAGUCCUUCUAAAUCCACAAAAAAAAAAAAAAAACAUUUCAUAGCCCUUAGUCAUGUAAAAAGGUGUGUGUGUUGGGGUGUGGGUUUCAGCUAAAAGUUGGGCCCAGUAAGGAUUCCACCUUGCUGCGGUCUUUGUCAAGCUUCAGUCAUGGUCUCAGCAAGUUCGAAAUGUUGCUAGGUCAGCUUUUUGGUGAAUACAAAUUUUUAUUCCACCGCUAUGGACUGAGGAUGAUGUAUGUAUAUAUAUAUAUUUUUUAUUGAGGAGCUAGAGAUGGAGGUCUCCUCCUGAGUGUCCAAAGAUUAGAAAGUGCAAUGCACUGAGGGACCUACUGUGGUUUUCCAAAUAUACUGGGAAAACCACAGUCGGAAAUAUGCCAAGUUACCAAACCGUGCUUCCCAAAUUUCUAAUGAACUAGAACGUCCACCGUUGACUUGAGAAUUGUAGAUGAAGAAGUUCACUAAUAACUAGAAUGCUACAUAUUUCUCACUGCUGAUACAUUUGUCUAUAGCAGAGUUGUCCAACUUUGGCUGUCCAUCUGUGGGUGGAUUGCAAGUCCCAUAGAAUUCUUUUAUACCUAGUCUACAAUAUUAUUGUCUGUUAUUAGCUGUAUUUUCAUGUUUUAUGUGGAACAUUUAAUGUAUUAAUGUUCCCUUUCUUCACUCAGCUCAGAUAGGUUGCAUUUUAAUAUUAAGUUGUGUUCAGUAUGUUAACAGAUUGGUCAACAAUGGUCAAUAACACACAUAUUCUAAGAUACGUCUUUACAAUUAGAAUAUCAUUUGGGAUGGCGUAUGUUUAGUAUUAUCCAAUGGAGAGUGUCUGUGUCACGAUAUUGGAGAUUCCAGUUGGCACAUUUCUAGGAGUUCUGUAUAAUGAAAACCUGGGGUUAGUUAGUUCUGAUAGGGGAACCUUCCAUUGGUUUCCAUGGUUACCCCACCACUUUUGAAAUUCUUCCCAGAAUUCCUUUUAAUACGUGCCCCUCAGUGGGUAUUUAUCAAGUAUAUACUACCAAAUCUUUCCUGAACUACACUCGCAAUGUUCCAGCAUAUUCCUACUCAAAAUAAGGGAACGUCCACAAUGGAAACCAAUGAAUUGUUUGAGUACUGAUUUUUGGAUAUCCCCCAUGACUUUGCUUUAGGGUAGCUGAGCAUCAUGGGAAAUGCAGUACAUAAACAUCUAGUGUACAACGAAUAUCCAUCAAAGUCUUAAUGCAUCAGUUACACCCAGAGCAUUGCCUAGUAAUUUAGCCAGCAAUCUGAUAUUUCAAGGCCAUCUGUAAUUUUGCUGAGUGAUAAAUUAUUCUUCCCCCCAAAGAGCUGACACUCCAACGUGUAGUCAUUUGUUUAAAUGUGUAGGACACUUUUGCUAUGAGCCCGAGAACUUUCCCAGCAGGCUGUUCAUGCUCUGACAGACACAGAGAGCUACUUAAACUAUCCAUCAACACUAAUUACAUGAUCAGUCAGAAUGAAUGCACCUAGGGGGCACAGGGAGAGUGCGAGAGCUGAGGUGAGCAGGCAGAGAGAGAUGCAUCCACUUUGUUGCAAUAUUUUGAUAAACAUUUCAGUCUUUGAUCAUUAUGUCAACGAGAGAGGCCGGGCUUUGUAACCCGUUCCUGGCAGGAAGGUUUUUAGAAGACUGAGAGUCUCAAUAUGUCUGCACGUUGAGCAUCUCAUGACCCUCACCACUUCACAACUUACAUAUUAACCAGUGUUUUGUACCAAACUCACACAGAGCUCAUACACAUUAUUUUUAUUUCUAAAGUGCCAAUGUAUUCUGCUCUGCAGUACAAUACGUAAAGUAGACAUACAAAUUACUGUAUCAAGAAGUGAUGAGACCCUUACUCAUACGAACUUACAGUCUAUGGAAAGGGGAUACAAUGUACUUAGAAAGUUAGGUGGGUUGAUAUACUCACAGUAUGAGGAAGGGAAGGUAGGUUGUUAGGUGGACUACUUGCAUCCAGAGAUUUAGGUAGGUUGUUAGGAGGUUUAACUAUAUCUAGAAAAUAAGGUAGGUUUCUCAGUGGACUCAUUCUAUCUGGAAGGGAAGGUAGGUUCCUAGGUAGUCAAACUGUUUCCAGGAGGGCAGUAGGUUGCUAGGUAGACUAACUAUAUCCUUAAAAGCAUAAUUUAUCCAUAGAGCAUAAUUUGCAGGUAUAAUGCUGCCGGCUAAAGUGAGAAGAUGUAGAAAAGGAGUAGCAGAUACAUGGAGUCGCUUACCAACAAGAACAAUUGAAAUUAACAAACGGGAUAGACAUAAGGCUACCCAGAAACACAACUAAGCAAAAUCAGUCAGAGAUUACUUAGUAGACAUAUUAGAUGGGCUGGUUGGUUCUCAUUUGAUGUCACAAUAUGUUUUCAUUUAACACCUGACAUGGUGCCAUAGUUUUUUGGGCACACUGACAGAGAAAAAUGACAAUUACAGUCAUCUGCGACUUAGACGAUCUUGUUGACUUGUCCAUUCUCAGCCAGUUAAUCUUCAAUUGAGUGUAGUUGGCUUCUUAUUUCGUACACAAUAACAUUAAUGCAGAACACAGAAAGCCACCAAAGUCAUUUCUGUUUUACAAUGGUCUGAAAUCAUAAUUAAUAGGGGUAGAUUAACAUUAAAGUAUUAUGUCUACAUAGCAUGCCUUCUCUUAUAGUAAUGAUGGAUGAAGAAUAAUUUAAGUUAGUUUGGAGUAUUGAUCAACUACAAUCAAAGGAAAUAUAUUUGUUUUACUGCAAUCCAAGCCAAAUUUUGUAAAUUGAGCAAUUGCAAAAGUGAUGUAGUGUCCUUAGAAACCAGCGUAUAAACAUAGAUAUCAAUGAGAGAUAAAAAUAUAUAUUAAAUGCCUCCGAGUUUUAGAUGCAUACCUGACGUAGUUUAAAUAAAUUAAAUGUAAAAAAUAGAGCACGUUAUUUAAUGGGCAAUAGCUACUUUUAUCUUCUAGAUUCAAAAAUAUCUUUCCAAGGCUAGCUCCGCUAACUGCAGGGAUUUAAAAAGGGAGAAAAUAAAAGAAAACACAGAUGGUUCGGUCAUUUUCUGCCUCUAUGAGACCUGAUUGAGGGGCAAUGAGGCAUUCUAAUGGUGGAAAGAUAGAAAUUUACUUGCUUUAACUUCAUAUGGCGCUUUGAAAGAGUUCAUUCAAACCCGGACACAACAACAUCAACUGGGUGAAUAAAACCAUUGAAAUUGCAAGCGGCUUUACACUAGCAUUGAAUUCAUGCUCCAUUUCCUCUUAAUCUCUCUCCCCUAUAUGUCCCCUCCUCUCUCCUUUCUCUCACACUCUUUUUUUUUUUCUUCUCUUUUUCUUCUACCUUUUUCUAACCCUAUGCAGCACCCAUCAUUUUGCACCCCUGUUUUUUAAUCCUCUUUCCAUCCGCCAUCGUUACGAUUUUUUUAAUUCAUCUACAAACCUUGUUUUGUUUUUUUAAAAUUUUCAUAUAUUUUUUUUUCUUCUUCUUCACUUCCUUCUUUUUUUAAAUGACAUUUCGGCAACAGCACCCCUGCAGAGUCAGACAAAUAGAAAGCUUGUGAUACAGUGCAUGCAAUGACUUGUCAUUUGAACUGAGGCUUUGAAAGGGAAAUAAAUGAGAGGCAGACAUGGUUUACUAGAAAGACCAAUAGGCACUUUAAUUCUAUUUUGGUUAUUUUAUUUAAUAGAGGUUGUCAGAGUCGGGUAAGAAAAUUGGACGCUAAGUGACUUUGAUUUCCAAUGUUUAGUAAAAAGGUUUGAAUUUUGAUAUUUUACGAGUGGACCCCAGGACUUGACCUACCCAUUAAGCCUAACCCUCCCAGUCUAUUGGAGCUUUAUUUAAGAUAUCCUAUGCAGAUCUCAUGUCUUUACAAAUGCUGUUUUUCUACAUAGCAUCAAACAGCAUCGCUGUAUCUAUCUGUGAAUGUGCAUAUUAUUACUAUGGUGAACAUUACAGUUAAAGCCACAUUAGAUUGCAUAGUACUAUUUCCUACGCAUUUCUCACUCUCUAUUGACAAUAGAGCAGUCUAUGUUUCUGUUUCCUGCUACCUUUUCAUUUUGAUCACUAUACAAUUCCUUUCUUUAACUAUGCCCGCCAUGUCGCUGCAGAAACCUUUUUAUCUCUCAAUUGUAGUUCAGAUGUGUCAUUGAUAGUUUAUAAUGUAGUCAUUAAAUAUUGAUGCUGCUUUCAUGAGAAUAAAAGGGUAUAACACUGCCAUUAACAUCGCUACUAAUUGGGGAGGUUGUGUUUAUAAGAUUAGGGAAUUCUUAGGGUUAUAGGGAGUUUAGUUUUGGGAUGAUGUAGGGUUAGGGAAACUUUUAGUUAAGGGUGAGGAUUUAUAGUCUAUAGUAUUUUAAAGGUAAACUCUUAACCUUUAGUCACCCACAAUUUUAAUUCCCCAACUACAAAUAGAUUGUGUACACUGCUGUACGAGGCAAAGUAAUGACACAAGUCUUAAUGAAUGGUGUCAUAAUGUUUCCUCAAUGUUUUACAAGUAGCAAAAUUGAAGCAUAUAUGACUGACUGAUAGACCGCUUCUGUUUAGGCUCAGACUGUGACAUCAUGCUGCCUGUGACUGUUUGUGUUUAGGCUCAGACUGUGACUCCAUGCUGCCUGUGACUGUUCCUGUUUAGGCUCAGACUGUGACAUCAUGCUGCCUGUGACUGUUCCUGUUUAGGCUCAGACUGUGACUCCAUGCUGCCUGUGACUGUUUCUGUUUAGGCUCAGACUGUGACUCCAUGCUGCCUGUGACUGUUCCUGUUUAGGCUCAGACUGUGACAUCAUGCUGCCUGUGACUGUUUCUGUUUAGGCUCAGACUGUGACUCCAUGCUGCCUGUGACUGUUUAGGCUCAGACUGUGACUCAAUGCUGCCUGUGACUGUUUCUGUUUAGGCUCAGACUGUGACUCCAUGCUGCCUGUGACUGUUCCUGUUUAGGCUCAGACUGUGACUCCAUGCUGCCUGUGACUGUUCCUGUUUAGGCUCAGACUGUGACUCCAUGCUGCCUGUGACUGUUCCUGUUUAGGCUCAGACUGUGACUCCAUGCUGCCUGUGACUGUUCCUGUUUAGGCUCAGACUGUGACUCCAUGCUACCUGUGACUGUUCCUGUUUAGGCUCAGACUGUGACUUCAUGCUGCCUGUGACUGUUCCUGUUUAGGCUCAGACUGUGACUCCAUGCUGCCUGUGACUGUUCCUGUUUAGGCUCAGACUGUGACUCCAUGCUGCCUGUGACUGUGACUGUUUAGGCUCAGACUGUGACUCCAUGCUGCCUGUGACUGUUCCUGUUUAGGCUCAGACUGUGACUCCAUGCUGCCUGUGACUGUUCCUGUUUAGACUCAGACUGUGACUCCAUGCUGCCUGUGACUGUUCCUGUUUAGGCUCAGACUGUGACUCCAUGCUGCCUGUGACUGUUUAGGCUGAGACUGUGACUCCAUGCUGCCUGUGACUGUUUAGGCUCAGACUGUGACUCCAUGCUGCCUGUGAUUGUUCCUGUUUAGGCUCAGACUGUGACUCCAUGCUGCCUGUGACUGUUCCUGUUUAGGCUCAGACUGUGACUCCAUGCUGCCUGUGACUGUUUAGGCUCAGACUGUGACUCCAUACCGCCUGUGACUGUUCCUGUUUAGGCUCAGACUGUGACUCCAUGCUGCCUGUGACUGUUCCUGUUUAGGCUCAGACUGUGACUCCAUGCUGCCUGUGACUGUUCCGGUUUAGGCUCAGACUGUGACUCCAUGCUGCCUGUGACUGUUCCUGUUUAGGCUCAGACUGUGACUCCAUGCUGCCUGUGACUGUUCCUGUUUAGGCUCAGACUGUGACUCCAUGCUGCCUGUGACUGUUUAGGCUCAGACUGUGACUCCAUACCGCCUGUGACUGUUCCUGUUUAGGCUCAGACUGUGACUCCAUGCUGCCUGUGACUGUUCCUGUUUAGACUCAGACUGUGACUCCAUGCUGCCUGUGACUGUUCCUGUUUAGGCUCAGACUGUGACUCCAUGCUGCCUGUGACUGUUUAGGCUGAGACUGUGACUCCAUGCUGCCUGUGACUGUUUAGGCUCAGACUGUGACUCCAUGCUGCCUGUGACUGUUUAGGCUCAGACUGUGACUCCAUGCUGCCUGUGACUGUUUAGGCUCAGGCUGUGACUCCAUGCUGCCUGUGACUGUUCCUGUUUAGGCUCAGACUGUGACUCCAUGCUGCCUGUGACUGUUUAGGCUCAGACUGUGACUCCAUACCACCUGUGACUGUUCCUGUUUAGGCUCAGACUGUGACUCCAUGCUGCCUGUGACUGUUCCUGUUUAGGCUCAGACUGUGACUCCAUGCUGCCUGUGACUGUUCCUGUUUAAGCUCAGACUGUGACUCCAUGCUGCCUGUGACUGUUCCUGUUUAGGCUCAGACUGUGACUCCAUGCUGCCUGUGACUGUUCGUGUUUAGGCUCAGACUGUGAUUCCAUGCUGCCUGUGACUGUUCCUGUUUAGGCUCAGACUGUGACUCCAUGCUGCCUGUGUCUGUUCCUGUUUAGGCUCAGACUGUGACUCCAUGCUGCCUGUGACUGUUCAUGUUUAGGCUCAGACUGUGACUCCAUGCUGCCUGUGACUGUUUGUGUUUAGGCUCAGACUGUGACUCCAUGCCACCUGUGACUGUUCCUGUUUAGGCUCAGACUGUGCUCCAUGCUGCCUGUGACUGUUCCUGUUUAGGCUCAGACUGUGACUUCAUGCUGCCUGUGACUGUUCCUGUUUAGGCUCAGACUUUGACUCCAUGCUGCCUGUGACUGUUCCUGUUUAGGCUCAGACUGUGACUCCAUGCUGCCUGUGACUGUUUAGGCUGUUGAGGCUCAGACUGUGACUCCAUGCUGCCUGUGACUGUUUAGGCUCAGACUGUGACUCCAUGCUGCCUGUGACUGUUUAGGCUCAGACUGUGACUCCAUGCUGCCUGUGACUGUUUAGGCUCAGACUGUGACUCCAUGCUGCCUGUGACUGUUCCUGUUUAGGCUCAGACUGUGACUCCAUGCUGCCUGUGACUGUUUCUGUUUAGGCUCAGACUGUGACUACAUGCUGCCUGUUCCUGUUUAGGCUCAGACUGUGACUCCAUGCUGCCUGUUUCUGUUUAGGCUCAGACUGUGACUCCAUGCUGCCUGUGACUGUUCCUGUUUAGGCUCAGACUGUGACUCCAUGCUGCCUGUUACUGUUCCUGUUUAGGCUCAGACUGUGACUCCAUGCUGCCUGUUCCUGUUUAGGCUCAGACUGUGACUCCAUGCUGCCUGUGACUGUUUCUGUUUAGGCUCAGACUGUGACUCCAUGCUGCCUGUUCCUGUUUAGGCUCAGACUGUGACUCCAUGCUGCCUGUGACUGUUCCUGUUUAGGCUCAGACUGUGACUCCAUGCUGCCUGUUCCUGUUUAGGCUCAGACUGUGACUCCAUGCUGCCUGUGACUGUUCCUGUUUAGGCUCAGACUGUGACGUCAUGCUGUCUGUGUCUGUUUCUGUUUGUGUUUAUGCUAUGGUUGUGACUCAAUGCUGCCUCUGUCUGUUUCUGUUUCUGUUUGGAUUCAUGCGGUGACUCUGCGCUGCCUGUGACUGUUUAUGUAUGUGUUUAGGCUGAGACUAUGACUUCAUGUUGCCUGUGACCGUUUCUGUGUGUUUCAAACUGAGACUGUGACUUUAGGUAAAAUUAAAUUAGCUCAGACAAAGUAUACCAAUUUAAAUCUUAAAAAUACAAAAAAAAAACAUAACUUAAUGGUACCCUCUAAGCACCACAACCACAACAGCUGGCUAUAGUGGUUAUCAUGCAAAGAGUGCCCUGGUGCCCCACCCCAUAUGUAAGUAGUUUUUCAAUUAUUUCCUUUCUUACCAGGAUGCUGCCGGUUUUACAAACGCCAGAGAUGUAAGUUCCUAAGCAGAGCUGAUGUUCCCAUUAGGAAGUGGACGCCUUUCCAGUAGAAAUAGCCUGUUUUCAGCACGUAUUAUGUGCAUUUUUGAGCUGGUGGGGAGAGAUAAGCACCGAGCCUAUCAGUCUGGUGUGAAUACAUCCCACUGACCAGCCCCACUUGGAAGAACCUGCAAAGAAUGCUGGUUAAAGUUCUGCCCAUUCAGUUUGCAAAGUGUGAGAAUGCCCAGGGAUACGAACAGGCUUCUCUUGUUGAUUGGGGGCACCAGGGAACAAACCUGCAACAGUAGGACAAGAGCGCAAAGCCAGGACUGUGCUGACAAACUUGGGACUGUUGGGAAGUAUGAUUAACACACCACUACCUUAAAAUAUACCCCAAUAUUUUGGGGCCCUAUACUAAUGUUAACAUGGGGGUUGAUAACUCUAUCUACAUUACUAAUGGCUCCAAGGGGCUAUCAUCCUCUUUGUUUAAAGUCCUGGCUUAUAAAGCUUGAUAUGUUAUUCAGUAAUUAUAUUACCGGUAAUGUAGAAACUCUCACCGAAUCAUUCUCUGAAUAGCAGGGUUACGCUGUCUGUUGUCCCUCUAUAACACUACUGAGCAGACGACUGUUAUUCCAGAACAGAUUCUGUACAAAAAGCUGGGUGCCAGUGAUUGACAAGCAUUAACACGCCCACAAUACAGGGACAGCAAGCAAUCAAAUGGGCCAAAGCGGAUUUUAGCCACUAACCCAGAAAGGCCGUGAAUGAUGUGCGCUGAGAGAAAGCGCUUUUUUAUUGUAACGCUGCCAAAGAUGGCAUUAGACUGAUAUGUUUUUAGAUGAGUUCCUGCCUUGUUCUUCUCAGCUCCCCUGGAUGUAUUAACCUCGGGGACACUGUACGAAUGCGUUCCAGUAGUGCACCUGCUGGGGUCACCCAAUCUUAUUCAGUUUUUCAUCUUCGCAGAAUAAACUAGUGUGUACGAGUUCCACUGUCUUUAUGCUGACGAUAUCCCAGUCUGAGACUGUCUAGCACAUUGUGCAUUUCACACUGCUGUAAUUGUGGAGGGGGGAAUGCUUCAUACAUCUUGAUAAUCAACUAACUUCUUUCCAACGGCUUAAGACGGCUGGCUUAGAUUGUGAGCUCUGUGGAUCAGGAGACCUGUUUAAUUAAAGUAUACUUGGCUUCCUGUUUGUUGUUAAUUUUCUUGUUUAUUCUUUUAGAAUCACGCUCCAGCUGGACUGUUCAUGAAAACUAAAGAUCCCUGCACAUCCUCUGCCUCCCCAGAUAUUCUGGAAAUUGAGUUCAAAAAAGGUGUGAAUACCAUAGAACCAAAAUGCAGUGUAAAAAAAAAAAUGUUUCUGGGACACAGACAGUAGAAAAUGUGCCAAAGGGUUUCGUGGUUCCUACAAUGGGUCAGGCAGUGGCUAGCACAAACGGAACACCAUUUAACUUUUUAAAGGUCCAAGACAUGCUACACAUAAACCCAAUUACAGGCAGUUAUUGAAAGUAUGGGUUUGUUACUGGAAUACAAUGAUUCACAUCUGAUCCGGUCUGUUUCUAUAGAGGCUAAUUUAAAUGGAAGAUUUGAUGCAGAGAAGCAUAGGAUGACUGCAGGCACAGACAGAGGAUGAUCAAAACUAUUUCUGAAUGAGGGAUAAAGAGACAUAAUGAUUGCAGACCCAGACUUGACGUGGAAACGUGAGGCCCAGUGACAUGUGAGAUAGCUAUAGACUUUGACAAGUGCAGAGUACAGAGACAUAGGAAGUUUUUAAACACAGAGCUGAGAGACAUAUGGUUGGAAUCAGAGUCAAAUAAGAUAGAAAAGAUGCUAUAAGAUAGCAGAAAGAUAGAGAUAGUUUUGACAGCUGAGAAUCAUAGAUACAUAGGAUUGGAAGAGAGAUGAGAGGUGCACAACAGAGAGAAGCUGACAGAUUAACUCCAAACUGUUAUUUUUAGAAAAAUUCUCUUAUAGAGUUAGCACCGUGACCACUUCGGUGAUGUGAAGUUGUUAUGGUGCCUAAAGUCUGCAUGGGCCGCAUUUCGCUAUGGCGGAGGUGUAACUCUACCUGGCCAUGUCAUUAGGGUGUCAUCAACCAGACUGGAGCCAGUUAAUUCAGUGUGUAGUGAAUGCAUUGUGUGUGUGUGUGGAUGCAGUGUGUGUGUAGUGUAUCCAGUUUGUGCAUGUAGUGUAUGUGUGUGUGCUGGAUGCAAAGUGUGGUAGAUACAGUGUGUAGUAGAUGCAGAGUGUGUGUGUUGUGGAUGCAGUAUCUGUAUGUAGUGGAUGCAGAGUGUGUGUAGUGGGUUCAGUGUGUUUGUAGUGGAUACAGAGUGUGUGUUUAGUGGAUGCAGUGUGUGUGUGUAGUAGAUGCAGUGUCAUUGUGUGGUGGAUGCAGUGUGUGCAGAGUGUGUGUAGUGGAUUCAGUGCCUGUGUAGACGAUGCAGUAUGUAUGAGUAGUAGAUGCAGUGUGUAGUGGAUGCAGACUGUGUAGUGGAUGCAGUGUUUGUGUACAGUGGAUGCAGUGUAUAUGUGUAGUGGAUGCAGACUGUGUAGUGGAUGCAGUAUCUGUGUACAGUGGAUGCAGUGUCCGUGUAGUGGAUGCAGUACCCGUGUAGUGGAUGCAGUACCUGUGUAGUGGAUGCAACGUGUGUGUAGUGGAUGCAGUGUGUGUGUGUGUGUAGUGGAUGCAGUGUCAGUGUUUUUGUAGUGCAUGUAGUAUGUUCAGUGUGUGUAGAUGGGUUGGAUGGAGGCUGUGAACCAUUUUUGUUUAAAUUUAUGUUUAGGCUUAAUUCUCCCUUCCUACCUCUUACCUGUGGCCAGGGAGGGGCGACACUAAAUUAUCUGGUGGUCCAGUGGCACAGCAUGUCCUGUGAAGAGUGGGCCCAGGAAUCUAAUCAUUCCCUCCUGCAACUUCAUGUCCUCUCCAUGCGUAUUGCAUGCCAGAGCAUUUCCAUGGCAUUCUGCGGCAAAGCUCACACGGCUCCCUCUUCACAGGUCAGGGUUGCGAGGGCCCGGACCUAUGUGUAUAUAUAUAUAUAUAUAUAUAUAUAUAUGCAGAUAGGCAGCCCGGGCCGCACUGCAGGUAACUUAAAGUGUAAAAGGGCAGCAAAAUGUCGCCUCAUCAAAGUGCCGCCUGGAGCCAUGGCCCCACUGGGACCAAUGGACGGGCCGGCCCUGACCGAGGGUACCCCGGUAAGAAGGAAAAGUAUUGCUAAAUAGUUUGCCGCAUUACCAAGGGACUGCGCUAGAAUACUGCUAGUAUCAUAACCCCUACAACUUGCUUGAAAUAACCCUUCAACCUUCUUUUUCAAUUCAGUAAACAGACCCCACAGAACAACAUUAACUUGAAUAGUAAACGUAAAUAACAAUGGCAUAUAAGCUACAGUCAGAGUAGGCACACAAGGGUUUAUUUACUAAACAACAAGUGAAUUAAAUCUGUCUUGCAAAAUUCAGUCUAAAAUAGCUACGCCAUAAAAGAAGUGGAGUUAAAACGUGUUUGUUUUUUCUAAACCAGCUUAAAUUUCAAAAUUCAGUUUACAGUUCGCCACAAUGUGCUUUUUGGUGAAUAAACCCCUUAAAGGAUUAUUCAGUAAUAGGAGUUUAGUCCAUAGCAGCAUAAAGAGAAUUUUGCAGUGCAACUAUUUUGGCCUAAAAUUACCAACUCCCUUCUCCACAAUUUCCAGUCUACAAGUAAAUAAACUGGUAGUAUCGUUUAUAAUGUAACCUUCUGGUACCUCUAUACUACCCUAACAGCUGACUUCCUGAAUCCUGAGCAUUCCGUAGAAUUUAGAACUGCCCUGCAUAAUAGUAAACAUAUCACUGUAAAGUUCUCUAGCUCAUAUAAAAUAUUUAUUUGCCGUAAUUGCUAGCAUUCUUAUUUACAAGUGGCUUUAAAAUGACUUGUGGUAUUGUUAGCUGAUCUCCGAGGCAAAUUUAGCCUUUCUCACAUAUUCGGGAGAAAAAAAAAACACAUGGCAAACUCUUUUUUUUUUUUUACCCUUUUCUAUGUGAUUCCUCAUUCACCCCUCACUUCAUUUAUUUGAAGUUUUAAUCUAAUUAUUGACUAUUUUAAAACGAUCAGCAGCUGAGCAAGAUGCACAGCCUGCGAUGGGGCAGGGACGAUUUGUGAAUUCCAGAUGAAGAAAGCCUUUCGCAAAUGUCCUUAAAAAAAAAAAUAGGAUCUGCGGACUGAUGAGGGGAGCUUAAAGUUCAUUAUUGCAAAGAAUUACAUUUAAUAGCAAUAGAGAUUGAAAGGAAUCUGUUAAGGGGUGAUUGGCAGUGAAUAGGCCAAUGCAUGUUAAUAAGGAGAACAGAUGGAAGAGAGAUUAAUAGCAAACUGGGCUCAGCAUUGCUUUGUACCAGAACAACCCCUUGUCUGAUUGCUGAUACAUUUAUUGCUCAUUUCACUCUACAAAAGUAUAAUAACCCUUUUCUUUUCAUAGUCUGUCUUCUCCCUCCCACCCAAAACCCUUUCCAUCCAAAUGUUCCCCCUUAUCCCCCCGCCUCACUCUUGGUCAUUUCACCACACCCUUCCUUUUUCCCUUUCUUUUGGAAGGUGUAAUAAUUAAUUCAUGGGAUCCCCCUUCAGCCGAACGGCUGUAACAUCUCGAAGACUGGAACUGCUCCCAUUGAGCAGUGACAGCCACAUAACUUUAGCUGGACCCACUUGGCGCCCUUUGAAACAGACAUUACGUGAGGGUGGGUGGGUAUGAGCAACCCACCGGGCGACUGGGCCACCAGUCCCCCCCCUUAUUCCCAUUUGUCAGGCUCAAAUCCCUGAGUGGUAGGACAGAAGGCGCAGAUUCGUAAGACAAUGGAAGAGCGUGAAAUUUAAUUAGUAAUGGGACUGGUUGCGAUUUCACAGUGUAUGAAAUGAAAGAUGGUAUAGCAGUAAUGAGACAGGGGGUGGGGGGAUAUAUUUUUAUUGCCAUUUCUAUGUUACUCUGAAUCUCUAACCUCUCCCCUCACCUCCUGCUAUUUAAGAAGUUACUUAGAGUUCAUAUCUGUCUCAUCCAUUUAAUGCUGUGUGUGGUGUAACGAGGGCUCGUUGUAUUGAAUGGAGAGUGAUUUGGUCCCUGGGGGUUUUCUGUGUGUAUUGCCAUUUUCACUGCCACUGGCGCCCACUUUGUGUUUUUCUGUUUCUGCCCGCUCACAGGUGUCCCCGUGCAAGUCACCAACGUUAAUGACGGGACAAGACAUAAGACAUCGCUGGAGCUAUUUAUUUAUCUCAAUGAGAUUGCGUAAGUCAUUGCCGGAACACGUAUAUAAAUGCUAAUAAUUUUGUUUUGUCCUGAACAAUCAUUUGAAGAUGGCAAUUUUUCCAGAUGCCCAAACGUUACUUUCUACAAAUGCUACUUUAUUGACACAGUCAUCAUUUUCUCAGACUGUAUACCUAACUUUAUGUUCUAGCUGUCAUAUCGUCUUAGAAUAUAGUUAUCACCGGUUAACUAGAUUGACAUGAUAACUCCUCCUUGAGUUCAGGUGAAGACGUACAAACAGCUGAGACACCAUCAGGGUUUAUUCAUUCAGAAAUUAAUUAACGUAAUGAAAUUGCGCUGAAUGCAAAAGGGAAUUACAGGCCAAAAUAGACAAAUUGUAAAGAUUCUCAAACCCUUUAAUUUUUUUUCACCGAAAAAUUGGCCUGAAAUUUGCAAUUCACCUUUUCAAUUCAAAUCAGGAGUUCCUGAAAAUGAGUCAUAUAUCGGCAAAAGUCAAAAUUGAUCUGUACAUUCAUAUUCUGAUGGGCUAGGUCAUGUUAAGCCUUCAAAGUCCUUCUAAACUCAAGUCCCCCUACCUUUAACCCUAGCAUCAAGGCAGCAACUUUUAAAUGGGUCGAGUUAUAAAUUGCACUGUAAUGACUGUGUGAUCUUAUGUAGCAAUUAUAUGCCACUCAUAUAGUGAUCAGACAUUUUAUUCACGCGGUUUUAACAGCAACAUAUUUUUAGUGGAAACCAGCAGUACGGACCUUUUAUUUUAACCUCUGUCCCCCUUUAAAUAAAUUAGCAAGAAUAUCAGAAAUCUUUAUAAACUGGGGAGAGGGGCAUUAGGGGGGUGUACAAGUGAUCCAGCAGGAGCAGUCUGCCCAAGAAAAAAAAGGGGGCAUGUCAGCCUGGAAUGUAUUCACACCCUGUUGAUCUGAUGCCAAGCAGCACCCUUCAGGCAGCUCAGGUUUAGAGCCACAUUGAGACAAUCUUGCGCUGUUCAAACAAGUAGAAGAGUUUUACUUUUAGAUCUUUUUCAAAACAUUUUAGGGAAUUAUAGCACUGAACGUCACAUUUUCAGGCUUUCUGCCCGUAUUGCAAACUUUAUACCAGGGCUAUCCUUCAUACAAGGCAAGCAGGUUCAAUUCAGACUCCUUAUGCUUUGUAGACUCUUUGGAAUCAGAUUGACAUUGAUGUGAUUGGUAAUGAGCGCCCCCUUCUGGACACAGAAGCUGGCUGGCUACAUUAAAUACUAUUCUCUGGCUUUUACUUUUAGUCUUUAGAAAUCCGAAGUUUGUUUAAUGGAUUUUAGAAGUAUGUAUCAAGCUGUGAAUGCGUGCUCUGCCUUCGCUCUCUCCUGCCCAUAAAUGUUCUCCUUUUCAAAUGUCAACAACAUAAAGUAUGAAAACACAGGCUACACUUAAAGAAGCCAUUUUGUAGCAUGGUAUUAUUAUUUUUUUUAUAACUCUUUCUAAACUUCCCCAGGUGAAACAUACCACUAAAUAAAAUUACUGUGCCUUUAUAGAGAAUACAUAAGUGAUGAAAAUAUGGUUUAUCACACACAUCCGUUCAUCUAGAAUGUAAGCUCAUUUGAACAGGGCCCUCAAUACCCUCGGUUCUAGUGCUUCCAACUUGUCUUGCUGCAAAUACCUGUUUGUUAGUCUACUUAUUGUACAGCGCUGUGGAAUUUGUAGGCGCUUUAAAAAUAAUAAUUAUUAUUAUGGCUAUAGAAUAGUGCAGUUUGGAUCCCCAGGUCCUUAAUGGAACACUUUGAGUGUCUGUGCAUUGCUCAAACCUUUAGCUAUUACAGGGUUAAAAAUAAACUUAUUAGGAAUGGCCAAUCUCAACAAAUUCCACAUGUCAACCAUAUUAUCAGUUUGGGAUUUUUUUUUGGUCUAAAAUGUGAAAUUCACAUUGAUUUCACAUUGAGUUUCUGAAAUUCACCCUCUAGUGAAUAACAUAAAAGAUACCUUGAAAUCUCUGUCUUGCGGUGAAUUCGGGGAGACCAUUUGUACUUGUUUAAGAGCAUAUUUAGAAUACCCAGAAAGCAUCCGGCUCGAAACUAUAAAGAAAGACAUUUCUCGUGUCUGUUAGUCCAUCUAUUAUACAGCGCUGCAGAAUUUGCCAUCUAUUAUACAGCGCUGCAGAAUUUGUUGGCGCUUUAAAAAUCAUUAUUAUUAUUAUUUAUAUAAAAUAGUGUCGUUUUGAGCCCCAGAUCCUCAGGGAGACUUUGAGUAUCUGUGCAUUGUUCACACUUUUACCUAUUACAGAACUAAAAGGAAACUUAUUAGGAUUUGCCAAUCUCAACAUAUAUACAGAUUUAACUAAUUAUAAGAGUAUAAGAAUAUAAGAGUUUAUAGGUAGCUAAAUUACAUUUCCCAGAACCCUAGAUUGGCUGAGGAUCAUAGGAGAUGUAGCAGGUGUUACCUGGUGGUUACAUGAAUUCUAGAUGGCAUAUAGAUAAUACAUUAUUCAGGCUAAGGUACACAAUUUAAAGGGACGCUAUAGUCACCCAGACUACUUCAGCUCAAUGAAGUGGUCUGGGUGCCAGUUCCCCCAGGUUUUAACCCUUCAGAGAAAACUGUGCUCUUGCCACACGUGCAUUCCGCUCCACUCGGGAGCUGACAUCAGCGGGGGAGGAGAGGUCACCAGCACCGAGGGAGCCCAGAGCUGGAUAAAGGUAAGUGGCUGAAGGGGUUUUAACCCCUUCAGCACAAAGGGAGGGGGACCCUGAGGAUGGGGGUCCUAAGGAUGCUAUAGUGUCAGGAAAACGAGUUUGUUUUCCUGGCACUAUAGUGAUCCUUUAAUUAUGCUAAGGAUGGUAGGGUGUUGCUGUGUUACACAUUGACAUGGUUUAUUUGAAAACGCCAAUGUUUCACAACCAAAACAUUGCAGCUGACAGUAAAUCCGAUCCCAUCAGCCCCUCCAGACUGAUCUUGGUGACAUCUCCAACUGACUUUGCUGGUUUGUUCUUUAUUCAAAACCCAAGCACGCUUAAUUUUUUUUUUUUUACCUUGUUCGUACUUACUAUGCCCGCUGGGCUGCUGUGCCAGGUAUCUGCUACCCAGCAUGGAAAGCAGUAUUCUCACACAGUUCAUCAGUCUUUAGCCUUUCAACGUCAAAUAAUUCCUUAUUGUUACACUAUCUGUCUUUUUGAUUGAAAAUGCUUAAUUUUGGUAAAUGACACUACCGGUAAUUUGUUGUGUCUUUGCAGAGGCAAGCACGGUGUAGGCCGGAUUGACAUCGUAGAGAACCGAUUCAUCGGGAUGAAGUCUCGAGGUAAAUUAAACGUCUCUACUCACCAGAUUUUUUUGGCUUGCCCACCACUUCUUAUACACUCUUCAUACAUUAAGCAUUGCAGCAAGCUAAAGUGCUUUAGGAGUCCGCAGUGUCCCUUUAAUUUUGCAGAGCAAGAAUGAGCGAGGGGUAUUGGAAAGAGCGGGUUAAGGAAAUUAAUGUCACCGUGUUUUCCGUAUGCUUAAAUAGUAAGCCUAUAUUUUAUAUUUUGAUAGACUUGUUUCUGUUGCUAAGUACUUUCAUUACCUUAAUGGUCCAUAAAGAGAGAUUUAGAAGACAACUAUGUGAACAAUUUAAAGACCCUUUUAGGCCACAAUAGGCAAAUGUAAAAAUUUCACAUGUCAACCAUAUUAUUAGUUUGGCUCUUUUUUUUAACCUCAAAUUUGAAAUUCACUUUGAUUUCACCUUGGAUUCCUACACAUCACCCCUUAGUGAAUAACCUAAAAGAUACCUUGAAAUAUCUGUGUGUUGCAGUUUUAUUUCAUGGGAUGUCUUUCCCCCUUGGUAGUAAAGCUACCCACCUCUGUUCAAAUCACAUUUCUUUUUUUAUCCACUUUUACAGAAACACAUUUUCUCCUAAGCCCUGCCCAUUUUUUGCCCAUAUAAGAUGUUUUUUGGAUGUUUCCUCUGCCUACCCUUCAUGCCCUGCCCACAAAACAUUUGACAUGAAAUCUCUUUGGAAAAAGAUGUUCGGAUAAGCCUGUCCGAUAAUAUCACGAUGGUCCUGGCACACUGUUAAGAAGGGGUUAAGCCACAGAACAAAUACAAUUAAUUAUUUUAAAAUGUAUUUGUCUGGUAGUUGCUAGGAUGUAAACCAGGCCUUCUUCGGUGUAAAUGCAAAACGUAUAUGUAUAUGCACAUGACAAUAACAAAACAUACUUUUCCUGUCUGUAAGCUGGCAGAGCUUAAUGGGAAUUGUAACAGAAAAGCCAUUAAGGUCACUGUUGGACAGCACUUAUAGAAGCCAUUUCAGCUUUCUUAUCAUCAUAACAAAGCUAUAGUGUGCUUAUUCACAAACAAGCGACAUUUUAAAAACAAAGCUGCAAAACUUAGACAAAAAAAGGUUGAUUUAAAAAAAAUGUAAAAAUAAAAUCUCGAACCUGGCUAUAGUCACAACUUGGCUUUUUUAGCCUGAAUUUCACCAGAAUUAGCUGUUCAGUGAAUAAACUCUGUUGAUUUUUUUGUCUCAUGCCUAUUAAGAGGUCCGAUGUUCCUAAAGCAACAUAAACAAUGAAGAUACUUGAUAUAUUGGGGUUGUCGAGCCCCUUAUCUGGAAGAGUUAUUAAAACCCUAAAUUAUACAUAACAGAAGAGUAAACUUUGUUCAAUUUAACGUUUACUCCUUUAUAUUCCAAUUUUAGGAUCUCUAGCCUAAACUUUACAACUCAUUGGUUAACACGCCAAAACACACUGUUUAGUGAAUAAGUCACCAAGACGUGUCACAGUACCUUGGUCCCUAAAGCAUUACACUUUUGCUACCAGAGCCUUGAGCAGUGUAUCUCACACACCUUUUAGCUUCAAGAGGAUUAAAAAAAAAGGUCACAGAUAUGAUUUUCGCGUCCAAAUAUUCCUUCAGCUGAAUGCGACCGCGUUCUUGCAGAAGUGCUUUAUAUUUGGCUUACACAAAAAAAAAAGAGUGAAAAGAAUAGAUUGAAUGUCUCAUGCUAUGCUUAGAAAACGCGGGGCAAAUGAAAUUGCAAUAGAUUUCAUUCACAUUGUGAGUUUUGCACCCUCAUUAUCAAAUUAUGGUUUUUGCUCUGAAGGAGGCCUAAUUAAAUCAAGUAAAUUAAAUCUGUAGGAGGCAAAAAAGCAGCAUGUUUUGUCUCUUAAUUCUUCCUAAAGAACAAUGAUUUUUUUUUUCAGAUUUUUUUUUUUACUUUUUUUUUAUUAACCCUGUAAAUAGGAGACAGAAAUAGGCAUAUCAUUGAACGCGCAAUAUUUACACUGACUAUUUUAUUAAAAUGAGAAGAAUGGUAUUAUAUACAAGAAGACAAGUGGACAGCUGUUUUUUUGUUUUGUUUUGUUUUUUAAUUAAUAGCAUCACUACUAAAAAUGUAACACAAAGGGGCUUAUUCACUACAGUGAAAUUAGUGAAGACAAUGAGAGAACUGCAAAUUUUACACUAAAAGAGCAGAUCUGGAAAAAUCCCCAAUUUUCAGCCCACUAUUUUGUAAAAUCCAGAGUUAUAUUGUUAAUUCUAUGUCCUAGGUCUGAUGAAUAACGAUACCAUCAUCAUAUGCUGUGUUUUUUGUUUAAUUCAGAACACACAUAAUAUAUUCACGAUUCGUCAAACGUGCAGAAGGCAGUUUUUACCCAUUUCACUCCCGUAGAAUGCAUUUUUUUAUAAGCAUACCUGUUACUAUCGUAAUAUAUAAACUAGAAGCUUACCUCAUCUACCUGUUCAUCUUAAAUGUAUUUGGUUCUCUCUGCAUUCCCAUCAUACUGCGCUGCAGAACAUGUUGGUGCUCUCGUUACUCAGAAUUAUUCUGAUUAUUUUUAUCAGUCCCUGUGGUCUCAAUAUUAGGCAGCCGACUUGAGUUUUCUAGGACAGCCUUACUAUGCUGAUCAAAAUUAAAUCAAAAAGGGAAAGCGAGAGAGAGUCUCAACUUUAAGAACAAAUACAUUUUGAACUUUAUACAUGCGGACGUAUUCACAAAAUAGUGAGAAGAGAGUUGGAUAAAAAAGCAAAAGUUACAGACUGUCUCUCAACUAGUUAUAAUAAUAAUAAUACAUUUCUGUAGUAUAUACAGGGUGGUCAUUAUUAUUAUUAUUAUUGACAUUUCUAUAUAGCGCCAACAGAUUCCGUAGCAGUUUACAAUAUUAUAAGAGGAGGGGAUUUAACUAUAAAUAGGACAAUUACAAGAAAACUUCCAGGAACAAUAGGUUGAAGAGGACCCUGCUCAAACGAGCUGAAAGUCUAGAGGAUAUAAAGUACAUGUUCAGCUUUGAACUUUAAUAACUUUAGAAUUACAUAUAACAGUUGUGAACGGCAUACAAACAGCAUAUAAAAAAAAUUGUUUUAAUUAUUUUUAAAUUGUCGACGUAACCGCCAUCAUUUUUGACAUACUUUUAAAACAAUUUUCCAACUGGUUAGAAACGUAUUUAAAACGAUUUACCUUUCAUUUCAGGAGUGACCUGUAACACAUGUAAUGCCAAAGUUAGACUAACGUUGUAUAAGGACUUCCCAACCAGACUAUAUUUUAACUGCAUAUACAGGAAGUGACAUUCAAAUUUAAGGUCAAAUUAGCUCAACUUGAAAACUCUCUAGGUCAACUAUGCAUCCAGUUUGACUUCUCUAGGCUUGAGUUUGAAAUUCUCUUUGAAUUCUCAGUUUAGUAAAUAACCUCAUAAGUGCUUCACAGUUGAUGUUAUUAUAUGAUGGGACAGGUUUACGUCUAGCUGGCGCAAUAUCUAUACAGAUAUCAAAAUAGGUCCCAAGAGCUUAUGAUCUAAAUAGAGGACCUUUUUUUGACAGGCAAUGAAAUCCUAGCAAUUCACACUUUAGUAAAUAACUAAACCCCCCCAGUCUGAAAAUUUUGGGUGCUGUAGUCUGACAAUAUUGUCAUAGACUGUCAUGUAAUAUUGGGAGUAUCGGAGGAGAGGCAUAGUUUGCCAUACUCCUGAUUUUAAAACACUGUCUAGAUUCAUGGCCAGUAAUGUCUUAACAUUUUGUGAGAUGUUCCUGAACUACAUUUCCCAAAAUGCUCAGCCAUCCUUAAGUAACACAUAGGGAGACAUGGUACACCAUCACUGCUCACUGAGAUUGUUUGAUUUUGCUGCCUCUUAGACAUUAGAGAGCUUGAAAACCACAAAAAUGCCAAUCACUGCUGUCAAAUUCCCGGCACCCAGGGAGGGAGAAAAUGUGGAAAUAUUUAUAGCUUUUGACCUCUCGCUAGGCAGAGAGACAAAUAAUUCCUCUUUACAGUAUAAUAGCCAUCAAGUGACAUAAUAGCGUCUUAUAUAAACCCAGGCAGAUUUGCGGCCCCCAUGGCCUCUCGCUCUCUUUUGGAAUGAGUUGUGUUUUCAAGAAUUUUUGGCACCAAAAACCCAUAUUUGCUGCAGAUCUCUUUUUGUAUUUCUGUUUUUUGUUGUUUUUUUUUUUCAAUUUAUUUUCAUGUAAGAUUUCUUUCAUCAUAGAGAUCAAACACUGUUGAAUUAUCUUUGUUAGAAUUUAUUUGACUCGAAAACGUGAUUCUCUAGCUAAUUAAUUGUCAUGGAAAAAGACAACUUGAUUAGGGAGCACAAAAGAAAAAUCCUACUUUUUGGCUUCUUGAACCUUUUAAUGGAAAAAGUGUGUAAACCUUUAUAUUUCAUAGCAGGUCACUCCAUCUUUGCAAGUAAUGAUUUCAACCAAAUGUUCCCUUUACACGUACGACCUUCCAGUAGUCGUUCAAGUGGUUUUUGGCAUACUUGAGAUGUACAUCAUGAGUGAUGUACAUCUAUUACUUCUAUCUACUAUUGCUAUCCUCCUGUGUACUUUGUUCAGUUUCUUCCGAGUGGUGGACUGAAUUCUAACGAUGGAAGAGUAGCCAUAUCUGUUUCGCUGGAGACUACGUUUUUGGUGACCUCCUUCAGUAAUGUUCACCUUGCUCUUGGAGUGAGUUUAGUUGGACAACCAUUCUUGGGAAGAUGAAGAGUUGUCUUGGGUUUCGUUUCCGGUCAUAAACCAGUGGAAGCUAAACUGUACAGUAAUGGGUUUGUAAUCCUCCACGGCCACUUGACCGUAGAUAACUUUUUAUUCAUAGACUUUAAGAAUCUUGGGGCUUGAUUCACUUCAGAAACCUGUGUCAUGAAGACCAUACUAUCUUUUUUAGGAGAAGGGUCUCUCAAGUCUAAACCUUAUGGUUAUCUAACUAUUGGGAAUAUCUGACUCCGAUUAAGCACUUUAAUAGAGAUGAGUAAUUUAAAGGUUCGCAUACUUUUUCCGCGUUUGAUCAAAGUGUACAAUAAUGGCAUGUAAAAAUGAUUUGUGUACAUGUUUGUUUACUCAGGAACUCUUUUUGUCUUACGUGAAUAUCUAAUCACAUUUUAGGACAUAUCAAUACAGAAUGGUAAAAUUCAAGGGUUUACAAACUUUCACUAUCCAUUGCUAUUCCAGCCCGGAAUGUAUAUUUUACAACUCAGCAGUUCCUUAUCCUAUAGACACAGAUGAUCUAGGUGGUGUCUGUGUGUGUGUGUAUGUGUGUAUGAUUUUGACUGCGUCCUUUCAUAGUGGCAGUGUGGGAGGGCGGCUUUUCUCUCUCCCUUCACUUUGUCUCCAGUUCUGUCAGUGCUAGCAGCCUGCUGCCUUUUAGCUGUAGACAGCUGUCACAGCAGAGAAAUUCUUUAAAAAAAAAAAAUGAAAGUUAAAAAAAUAAAAUAAAAAUUGAAACCCAUCCUCUAGCUUGCUUUGAGAGUGAAACAGGAAUCAUACUUACAAGAAAGAAAAGGAAAGAGAAGUGAUGUUUUUUUUUUCCUUUCUUUAUAUGAAAUGUCUGUAUGCAAAUGUAUCAAAUUUCCCAGAAUCCUUCAUAACAACUGCCUUAUGACAUUGGCAUGCAGCACAGACUAGUGGUUAGCUGGGCCAUGUGGAUAUGAGAUGUGUGAAUUCUUGAGUGUAUGGUCAUUUCAUUAAUUAAUUUAACCUGACUCAGGGCCAGCUCAACUGAGGGAUAAUUAUUACUAUUAUUGCCAUUUAUAUAGCGCCAACAGAUUCCGUAGCGCUUUACAAUAUUAUGAGAGGGGGGAUUUAACUAUAAAUAGGACAAUUACAAGAAAACUUACAGAAACGAUAGGUUGAAGAGGACCCUGUUCAAACGAGCUUACCUCCAGUCUACAGGAGGUGGGCUAUAAAACACAUAGGAAAUAGCAGUCAAAUUAGGUGGGAGUAAAGCAGAGCUGGAGGAGAGAGUAGAGUGCUACCCUUUAGGAGAGAGCAAGAGACAGGUAUGUGAGGUAGAGGUUAGUCUGGGAGGCCAUAGGCUUUCCUAAAGAAAUGGGUUUUAAGGCACUUCUUAAACGAUUGAAGACUAGGGGAGAGUCUGAUGGCGGUAGGCAGGCUAUUCCAUAGGAAGGGAGACGCCCGUGAGAAGUCCUGCAGGCGCGAGUUGGCCGUACGGGUGCGAGCAGCGGACAGAAGAAGGUCAUGGGCAGAGCGGAGAGACCGAGAAGGUGCAUACCUAUGGAUCUGUGAGGCGGUAUAAGAGGGACUAAGAUUAUUCAGUGCUUUAUAGGUAUGGGUUAGUACUUUGAAUUGACUCAUAUAGGAUAAAGGAAGCCAAUGUAAGGACUGAUAGAGGGGUGAGGUGUGAGAGGAAUAUCAGUCUGGCGGCAGCAUUCAUUGCAGACUGUAGCAGGGCAAUACAGCUGUUGGGAAGACCCAAUAUAAUAAUGAGCAUCCUUGUGUUGUUUAACUUUGGGGAAAGUAACUAUAAUCUUGGGUAAUUUUCCAAAAGUUGUGUUACUAAAGCAAGGUCCUCAACACACCUCAGGGACCUACCUAUUACCUGAAUGUAAGAUCUCUCCAAUUAACUUCUAAGUGGUGUCCUAGGCACACAAAAAAUUAAUAGUAUCAUGUUUAAAAAAAAAAAGGUGUUUCCUGGGACAAGGAAGCAUCUGGAAAAGAUGGUCACUUCCUUAAAAUGGUUUGGAAUCACCAUGAUUGCCUAGAUCAAGGUAAUGAGUAGAAGGAGUAACCAAUCAACCUACCAUGUUGUCAGCAAAGCUGUAUCAGUGCUCACUUCAGCAGCACAUAUACUAAAAUCGGAACAGUACAAAGAAGGUUAGCAUGGCCCCUGAGCAAGGACGACAUGCAAAUUCUUGAAUUGUUUAAAAAAAAAGAAAAGAAAGAAAGAAAAGCUGUAUCAAUCAGAGUUUCAAUAAUUCCGCUCAAACCCAGAGACUCCGUGAGAAACCUGGCAAGUUUGCCUUUAGCACUCCACCAAAAAAAUUGAAUCGGCUAGACCUAUAUUGAAAUGAAAUACAACAUAGUGUAAUACAAUUAUUAUGUACUUGAGCCUGCAGAUACCAAUGGGGACUGAUUUGACUUCUGAUCUAGCAGUGGAGUAUUCUGUGAAGAGCUGUACAGAGAUUUAGCGACUCUAUGCCUCUAAGUGGCCUACGUCUGAUGGCACAGUAUCAGUUUCUCUCUCAAUGUUCUACUUUUAUUCUCCCAGUGUACUAUAUUUCUGGGACAUUGAAGAAUCGGUGUGUAGUUGUUCAACCAACACCUUACUUUCAAUGAGUAUUUAAGUAAAGCGAAUACCGAACUAGGGCACAUUUUUAUAAGUGUAUAAUCACCAAGAAUACCAGUAAAAUCAGAAUGUAUAUUUUAUUAAUUUCCAUGAUGAUUGCACUAGUUUACCACAUAUGUUUGGAGUUAUGUAAUUAAAAGAAAAAAUCUCAGGCACUCACUGUGAUAAAUUCAAAGCAGCUUUAAUGGAUCCGCAACGUUUCAACCUGUACUCAGGUCUUUAUCAAGCUUGAUAAAGACCUGUGUACAGGACGAAACGUUGCGGAUCCAUUAAAGCUACUUUGAACGUAUCACAGUGAGUGCCUGAGAUUUUUUUUUAAUGUAUAUUCUAUGGGGUAUGCUUCUCUAUUUUUGGAGUUAUGUAAUUAACCCAGAUUUGGAAGAUAAUAAAAUAUGUUAUGGUGCAGACCCCAUUAGUCAAAGAUUGCCAGGGUAUGAAGGUACUUUGGGUGUAGUUUAGUUGUCUUUCUUUUAAAAGCAUAACUAAAAUAUAUAUCAGGGAUAGGUAUCCUUUGGCACUCCAUAUCUCACGGACUUCAUCUCUCAUAAUACUCUUACAGCCAGACCACUGUUAAAGCAUCAGAGAUGUAGUCAACCCAUAACAUAUAGCAUGUCUAACUGAAGAGCAGAGCUGAAAACUCAAAUUUCUUUUGCCUGAUUAGUUUGGUCACAGAUUUUGCAAGGGGACCCAAUUAGAAAGCUGAGCUAAGUAGCAAAAUAAAUAAUGGCAUUAGACAAUGCAUAUUGGAUAUAUAAUGCUUCACGUAAACUUUUAUUGAUAAGUCAUCUACUCCUUUUACUAGCGUAUAUAAUCACUUGGUGAUGUGUCCAUUUUGACUGUCUGUAUCUUAGUGACAUAUGAUAUAUAAACAUUAUCGGUUGCUAUAUGGCGUUGCCAGCCUGGUGACUCUGGCAGGAAACAUAAUUAGGCAGAUGACGCCUUUGUUUAACAUUUGUUUCCUUGGCAGUGGUUUUUGUUGGAUUUUUUUUAAGGGUCCUCCCAGGGGAGCAAUAUUGGAAACACUGAAAAUGGGAAGGAUUUAACCAUCCCCCUAAAUGGUAGUUUUGCGGCUGACUUAACACAUGAUCUCUGAUGACAACUAUAGUCUUUAAUAAGCUUUCAAGGUGUCAUUGCAGGUCAGCAGUGCGUGGAGCCCUCGGUAGGAAAGACCUUUAAAUGGAUGAUUAGCUGACAAUUCACUGCUGCCGUGCACCUUGCUCUCUAACGCACAGAGUUAUUCAAUAAACUCCAUAUUGUAGCAAAUUGAAAUCCGAAUGGCAACAUCUAGGCUAAAACAGCUGUUUUGGAAAAAAUGUUACUCCACUAUAGUCACAGCUUUAGUCUAAAAUGUGUCAAUCAAAAAUCUUUUUUUUUUUUCAAAUAAAUUUAAAAAGAGUAAACUUAAAAUAAAUAAAAGUGGCAUUACAAUAGUACAGUAUUUCAAUAGGAAUCUCUUAAUUUCAGAGAUUAUUGAAUAAACCCCACAAAGUGUUGUUUGCAAAAUGAGCUGUGAACUUUAUUUAAGAAAGACAUUGCGUGCGACUGAACUUUCGUUGCAUGGCUGAAGGCUGCAGGGAUUCACGUCUUAGUGAAAAAAUAACGUAUUCGGUAGUUGUAAUUUUUGAGUUACUGACCUGAUUCAGGCCACCUCUGACAUCAGCACACCAAAAGUAUUUAGAACUUCUUGCGAAAGGCACAGUGACAAUAUUUGCUUAAAUAACUUAGCUGUUUCGUGAGUUUAUAUGCACUAGCUGUGGGAUUUUUAUUACCUGUUUAAAGGCUUCAUGUUGAAUUCCCGAUAGGUUAAAGUCAAUAAAAUGAUCACAACUUAAUUUCUUAGUAACCUCUAUAAAACACUGGAAAAUGGUAGACAAUCUUAAAGGAAACAUAACAGAGUUUUUUCCUACUAUUUAAAAGAAAAUAUUACAUGCAUUAAAGUACUGUGUGUUUUAUUUUGUAAUACACUUAUUUAAGUAAAGAUUUUUUUUGUGCAUCUCUUACCUUGCCCUAUGGGGGCAGCCAUCUUUAAAACUCUUUGGUCAGAAACAUAACGUACCCAACAAAAAAUCAUGCAGGAAAUCAAGAGCUAGUGUGCAUUUAUGCAUCCUGAUAUCAUGAGCAGGCAAAGGGCAUCUCAAAAAUGCAUUCUGUGAUGGUUUCAGGCCUUCAAAGCCUGGUAAGUUGUGCUUCUGACCCAGUGAGCUAACUAUGGCUAAAGAUACCCUACAGAGCAAGGGUAAGCCAGGAUAUGAACUAAAGAGUUAUUAUAUGAUAAUGCACAUGCUGGCAAUAUGUCAUCUUUUAUUUUCAGUAAUAUAAAAUGUUAUGAAAGUUUUCCUUUAAUAUGUCCAUCCUGGUAAAAACACUAUGCUACUAUGUUUAAACAUUUUGGACCAUUUUAAUCCAAUAUAGGAGAUAAAUUGACAAUGUAGCAGCAGUCUUUACUGACCUGUAUGUUUAUUGUAAUCAUUCUAUUUUUCAUGCAUUUGUAACCCCGUUGUCAGAAAAUGACACUAAUGAGUUCAUUCAUUAACCAGUAAAUUGCUCAGAAUUAAGAACACAAGUUACAGCAACAUUUAGGCCUUGUUAAAUACGGAAACUUUGUCCAACUCAUUUAUUUUCAGCUUCAAAGGCUUCAUUCUUCAUAAAUCAGUUCUCAAUAGUCACUCCGCAAUUCACUGUUUAGUGAACAAAACACGUCCUUUCAAGUUAGGGGCUUAACCAAUAUGGACCACCCUUUCUUGGGCAGUUUGAGAAUGUCACUGACUGUUUGCGUAGAAAAGAAAGCUUUGAUAAACGAGCAGAAUGAUUGUCUAUACUUUUAGCUUUACCUUCCUCUAGAGCUCUCAUUCACCCCGAGAGUCUCCAGCACUCCAAUUUUUCUUGUUUUAAAUAUUAUUAUUUUCUUGCUGCUUAUGCUUGGGCGAAAGUGAGAGUGAAGUGGGGGGGAACGAGGGAGGGGAGAUAGGGAGGGGGGAGAGAGGGAACUGGUAUUUAAAGGCCCUUUUCGGCUAUGCUUCUUUUCCUGUGCUCUAGCUUUAAUUACAGCCUUUCUGCGGGAGUCCGGCAGGCUAGCGACGGUGGAACGAUCAGUUCCUGAAACCUGUCAUUUCAGCCUCUUCAAAAAAGAGGAAUCUAGACAUUUUCACCACAAGGUGCGAAGUGGUCUGUCUUUGCCCCCAGCAGGGUGGUAAUGACAUAUACACUCUGCUGCAAGCUGGGCCUGAAUGAAGUCCGACUGCAGUUCUGCUGUCACAAGCCUCAUUAAUGGUGUCAUUUGAUAGCAAUUUGAGCCUCAUGUAUCCCUUUUUCUCCCCUCUCCUCCCUCCUCUUGCAUUGAAAAAAAAUAAAUGGCUAGGUAUCUACGAGACGCCGGCUGGAACCAUACUGUACCACGCUCAUUUAGACAUUGAGACGUUUACCAUGGACCGAGAGGUGCGGAAAAUCAAGCAGCAGCUUUCACAGAGAUUUUCGGAACAAGUCUACAAUGGUAUGUUAACCUCAAAUGGGAAAAAUAAACUUUGUAGAACUCGAGAAAAAAAGAGAUGAAAAAAAUAAAUAAAAAUCUUGUCAUGUUUUACACUCCCAGAAUGUAUUAGGCCAUAUAGAUGUUAAUAUAUAAAAGAAAACAUAUGCGUUGAAUUGUUAAUUAAAUUGGAAAAUUUGGGCCAAAAUAGCAGCUAGGAAAUAACUAUUCCUAGUUGGCUAUUUUCACCUAGACAUUCCAAUGUAUUAGUAGACAACGAGUCUAUUUUCUUAGAUGUGGCUUUUUGAUACAGAAUAUGUAGACUUUAAGGUAAAGAGAACCUUAUGAUUUAAAAUGGUUUUAUACAUUUAAAUAGUCUGCAAUAACCACCAGGAUAUGUUGAGUUGGCAUAAGUGAUUCUGGAACUCUGAAAUUUUGUUAAUAACUAGCUUUCCUUAAAUGCCUGCGUAGGCAGCCAUGUUCCUGGCCAUUGGAACAAAGCUUACUUGCUGUGAAGUGUAGAAUUUGUUAUAAGAUGACGUGAACAAUCUUAGCUCAUGUAUACCCAAUUCUACAACCUACAUAUAGAAGGUAAGAGUAAGAUUAUGCCUAGAUUGCUGUUGACUGGCUAAACAUAAUUGGAGUAGGUUAGAGAUACAAAGGGUGCCCAACACUUCUAGAACAGCCGGUUGUAGUGACUUAUAAAAAAAAAAAAAAAAUACCUACAGUUUCCGAGAACAUUAUCCCUGGUUACAUAUCUACAUUAAUGCUUACAUUUAAAUUUUACAUUAUUUUAAGAAUUCCCAUAAAAACAAAAACAUUGGGCAUUCAUAGCAGUCAUAAAAUGUACUUUCAGUUAAGGCAGUGCUUUUAGAUUAAGAUAUCUCAAACACACAUAAGCAGAAUCCAAUCCGCCUCUAUUCUAUAAAAAGAACUCCUUGAAGUAGGUGUGUCAUGUAUAAAUAUGUGUGUAAUGUAUAGAGUGUGGGUGGAACAGACUUUACAUCACACAUUCAACCCCUCUCACACACUAAACAAGUUAAGGGGUUACUCCAAGCAUCAAAAUCAGCCCAUUUUAGUGGUUGUGGUACUAGGAGUACCCUGAUGGCAUUCCCUGGUAAUGGGGCAAACCAUUUUGCAGAAGCCGGAUGUCGAUCCUGACGGCCAUUAAUGAUCUUCGCCCUCAGCCAAUCAAUGAUCUUCUGUGCAUAGAAAUAUGCACCCAAUUGACACUAGGCAGCACAGGACGGCUAAUGACAUCCCAAUGAUGUUGCCAGAGGUGGAGUUACAGCUCUGUCAUCAAAGGGGGUUUAUCUCCGUAUUGCAGUGCUUCAUAGGGAAAAACAGGACAUACAGACUUCAGGCACCAUGACCACUUCAAAAACCCAUUUAAUAGCACGUGCCUUACUAUAUGGGGUUCAUCGUGCUAUGUUCCUUAAAAUGUAGGUUCAUCUUAUUCCACCUGAGGUCUCUCUAAUAAGGUAAAUGGCUCAUUACUAUGGACUGGCUAUCACAUUAUUGACACAGCUAAUUGAGCACACAGUCAGCAUUAUAAGAGGUUUAGAACCCUAAAUCUUGUGACCAGAUACAGUUACAGUAAAUCUGACUUCACUAAGAGGUGUAAAACACCAGAUAGGGAUUUUAGCUCAAUGUCCUUAUGAAGCAUACAAAGUGAGAUUGGAGGAAAAACUAAAAUUAAUUAAUAUUUAGCCAUUUUCAUAUAUAACACCCACUAAACACCAAAUCACAGCUUAUUGAGAACCAGAUUGCAAAAUUGAGGCCAAAUUAGAUGAUUUGGAUAAAUUGUCUAUAGUCACAACUAUAUUAGCCAGAUGUUUGCCGUUUGUUUAUUAGUUCAGUGUUUAGUGAGUAAACCCCUUUGUUAACUUUUCUGAGAGCCCAGAAGUCUCUUUCUAAUAGUUUGGUGUAAGAUCUAGGUAGUUGAGUUUCCUUUUUGAUAAAAUGAGUACAGCCCUAGGGAAAAGGCACUCUGUUGGAGUCUCAGGGACAGAUGUGCCUUGCUGUUACUUUCUCAGAGCCCUCAGAGUGGAGUGAAGUUGGACCUUCCCCCUUCAGUGACUAAUGUUACCUAAGUAGAAUACAGUGGAAGGUGAGAUCACCUGGCAGGAGUUUUCUGUACAGAGCAAAACAUAUGGACCCUGAUUCCUGACCCUGAUAAAGUCACAAGGUCAGCCCGCAGCCUGGCGUCUUUUAUCAAGGAGUUUCAGCAGGAAUAGGAUCUGAUGGCACAAAAUAGGAUGGAAAAAAAGAAAUAAAAGCAGUAUCAUUGUAUGCCGCUUACAGAUCCCCAGAAACAAUGAGCCAUUUUGCCAAGUUCCGAGCAAGUCACAGAUUGCUUUCCGUUUAAUAAAAAGUUUCAGUCUCUUUCUUAUACCCCAAAACCGUUUCCCAAAAAAUUAUAUGUCUGGUUAUUUAGAUCUGUGUAUUUUGAGAUAACAAAAACUGUUUUAAAGAAUGCAAAGUAUAUCAAGCCCCUAUUGCGUUGAUGAUCAAAACUCACAUUAUGCUCUGCCAACCAAACAACUACAUUAGCCAUUAAUGCCUUAUAGCUUUUGUAGACAUACUGAACUGCCAAAUAAAAGACUACAUUGUAUUAGUGCUUUCUAGUGCUAAACUGGUUCAUGGAUUGCAGGAUAAAACUUACCAGGAAAGGUUAAAGGAACUUAACAUGUAUAGCUUGGAGGAAAGACGAGACAGGGGGGAUAUGAUAGAAACAUUUAAAUACAUAAAGGGAAUCAACACAGUAAAGGAGGAGACUAUAUUUAAAAUGAGAAAAACUACCACAACAAGAGGACAUAGUCUUAAAUUAGAGGGACAAAGGUUUAAAAAUAAUAUCAGGAAGUAUUACUUUACUGAGAGGGUAGUGGAUGCAUGGAAUAGCCUUCCAGCUGAAGUGGUAGAGGUUAACACAGUGAGGGAGUUUAAGCAUGCGUGGGAUAGGCAUAAGGCUAUCAUAACUAUAUUAUAUGGCCACGGACUAAUGAAAGUAUUUAGAAAAUUGGGCAGACUAGAUAAGCCGAAUUGCUCUCACCUGCCGUCACAUUCUAUGUUUCUAGAAUACUUUCAACAUUUCUGUAGAGUAUAAUAUAUAAUUAAAAAUAAUAGUAAUUCCCUGUUUGCUAUGAAACAAAAUAUACACUGUUAGUAAGACUCUCCACCUUUUAUUUCUGUAAACACUGGAAUUUGACAUAUACCCAUGAAGGAAAGAGUCUUAUCACUUCCCUAAGUGAUCAGGGGGGUCAUGCGCUACAUGGACAGUUGAAUCCAAAUAAAGUGGGGGCAUCAGAAGUAGACUAGCAAUAGAAACCCAGCACCUCUGUUUUCCUGGGCAUUUGAUGGUCAGCAAAUGAAUUGAACUGCACUGCACUAUGUGGGAUUCAUAUGCUGCAAGUCAGAGCUCAACAAACAAAUUAAGGAAUGCAUGUUCAACCCUUGACUCACUGCCAACCCAGCCUACCUACAGUGUAAUGAUUAUACAUCAUGCAUGGCAGCACGUCUCAUACAGUAUUCCGCAUAUUGAAUGGAUAUGUGCCCAGUACAGCAUGGUGAAUUUGGAAUUCCUAACUUUAGUUACUUAACAGAAAUGUUUUAUCCUAAAGCAUUGUAAUAAGAGGAUCUAUUGAGCUCUGUAGAAUAUAAAAUGUAACCCCUCUGCAAGAGUGGGGAGUCAAGAUUAGAAAUAAAGGGGAUUUGAUCCCAGAGAGAUGUUUGGGGUAAUAUUAGAGUGAUAACUGCAGUGCUAAUUCUUGGAGUGUAAUAAUUUUCUUUUGCAUUUAGGUUUCUGGUUCAGCCCAGAGUGCGAGUAUGUGCGCGGCUGUAUUGCAAAGUCCCAAGAGCUGGUGGAAGGCAAAGUGCAGCUGUCUGUUGUAAGGGGACAGGUGUAUAUCCUGGGCAGAGAGUCCCCCCAGUCCCUGUACAAUGAGGAGCUGGUCAGGUAAGCAUGCCCUGCCCUAUCACCUGAGAUGGGGCUGCCAUCAGAAAUGUUGGGGCCCCUAAAACAGCUCAACGUCUGGACCCUCAGGGCCCACCUCUGAGUUUGCACACAGAGCCCACCCUGAGUCCACCCACAAGGAUGCAGUUUGUGUGUAGUGGAUGCGGUGUGUGUGUGUGUGUGUGUAAAGUUGAUGCGGUGUGUAAUGGAUGGGGUGUGUGUAAAGUGGAUGCGGUGUGUAAAGUGGAUGCGGUGUGUGUGCGUGUGUGCGUAAAGUGGAUGCGGUGCGUGUAAUGGAUGAAGAGUGUAUAGUGGAUGUAGUGUCUGUGUGUGUGUAUAGCGGACGCAGUAUGGAUAGUGGAUGCAGAAUGUAUGUUUGUGUAAUGAAUGCAGUGUUUGUGUGUAUUAGAUGCAGUGUGUGUAUAGUGAAUGCAGAGUAUAUGUAUCGUGUGUAAAUAUUGUGUAUAAUAGGAGCUGAAUUCUGUGGGAACAAAAAAGAAUUUUAAAAUUUUUAUUUUACAUGAUGUAAUUUAUUCCCCCCUCCCUGCUUUUUACCUGUGGCCAGGGAGGGGGAGACUACAUUCACUGGUGGUCCUGUGGCAUUGUGCAGCCCCCCUGGCUAUCUGUAUACUGCAGAGGGGCCCAGCUCAUUUAGUCUUCACUUCCCAGCUGCUCCUGACUCCAACUGCUGUGAGAGUUAGAGUUCUGAGUAAGAGAGAGAUGAGCUGUAAAUUGAAGACUGUGUGCUGGGCCUUCUGCAGUGUACAGUUAGCCAGUCGCCUGCAGGUAUAUAUAUAUCUAUGGAUAAUCACUAUAUAUGUUCACAUUGAGACUGUGGGGCCCGAGUCUCUCAGAUCAGUCCAGGUCAGUUUCAUGUACUGCCCAUCAAUAUGUCUAAGUGACGUGUCCUCGACAACACAGUGUUUCCGGCACGCCAAGGUGGCAUUGAACUCACGGCAACCUUGCAAAACAGAACUCUAUAUCCAAAUACCUCUCAAGAAUAGACUCACUAACUUCCAUUCAUAAUCUAGAAAAACUUUCCCCCCUUCCACGCCAAAAUCAACCCCCACCCUGCCCCACUCCACCAUUAUCAUUAUCAUUGGGUGCUAACCUAUUGCCUCCUAAAUUUGGAAGUGAAAUGUUCUGAAUACUUAGCGCAAUUUGAUGCAUUUCAUUUCUUGUUUAUUUUUAUAAAUACCAAGUUCAAUAUAAUUGGGCCUAUAUUAGCCCCUGUGCAUUUGCCUUAUUUAUAUCCAAUAUUUUUGUUAUAGUUAUGACUUUUAGAAGUAUAAUUUUAAAGGCUUUUCUAAAUGUGUAUGGCAGAACUUUAAAAUUCCCUUUGCCAUUUUCAUUCUGCGUGGUACCUGGUGUUUGCUAGUUAAUCCAUCUUAUUUCAUCCGGAUCAAUUUGACGGGACAGGAUAAAUCAGAUAUAAUCCCCCCACCAAUCAUGCAUGCCCCCCCCUUCUCUUCUCCUCCCUUCUUCUUCCAAAUCAACAUCUUCUGAAACUGCAUCCACCCCCCUCAUUAUGUCACUCUGUCUCACUCAGGGAGACUCAAUGAAUAAAGUGAAAAGGAAGGGAAAAAAAAAACAAGCUAAAGUGAACGCAAGCAGGAGAAUUCUAUGCUUUUAUACUCACUGUGUCUCCAACCAUUUGCCUUUUUUCUUUUUUUUUUUUUCUUUUUCAUUUCUGCAUUGCUAGUUUGAAAGCUUUUGAAUGACAGAAUAACGGGAAACAGGGGGAGCGAGUGAGCUGCGAGAACUAACUCAGGGUGGAAAUGCCUCCGCGCAGUGGGUAUAAAGUAACGUAAUUAUAGAGCAGGUCACAGUCACUUCAAUGAACAAAAAUAAAAGCCACCAGUCUUUCUUCUCUCUCAAUUUUUUUUUCUCCUUUUUUUUGCUUCAUACUUUAGUUUCACGUCAAGGGAGGUAAAAUCAUUCUAAAGUCGUCUUUUUUUUUUUUCCGCUUCUUACAAUUUAAAGAUGGUGGUAAUUUGUAUUGAGGAGGGGCUGCAGAUUGCAGGCAGUUCUAGGCUGUAGUUUUUUUUUUUUUGCAAAUCCCAUGUUUCAGUUCGAUAUUAAGAGUGCGUGGGGAGUGAGCAGGGACGGACGGGCCCUGGGGUGGCGAUGGGGUAGGCAGGAGUGGAGGAGAAUUUAAAGAGAAUAGGUGAGGAAAGUGCGUCGAGAGAAACCCAGAGAGGCUCAGUAGUGAUGAAGGAAUAUCACAAAAAUAUGGCGAUAGGUGAAGUAAAACGUGAUGGUUAUGGUUAAAAAAAUCCAAAGAAAAUACUGGCAUUAAUAUAGCAUGUUCAUGAUAUUGUGAGUCAUUAGAACAACUGCAAAAACGCAACAUCACUGUAACACUGUUUAUAAGAGCUUGAUCUUUUUAAAGGGCUAACCUUAACCCUAAAAUCUGUAUUUGAGGUUUAUCCACAUUAAUUAAGGGGGUAUACAUGCAGUCAACAUGUAUUAAUUAAAGGGGUACACAUGUAGACAGUAAGUCCCGUCAAUUUAGUUAAACGGCCUCUCCAUUGUCUAUAUGGCUAUCCAGGGGUUAGGGUCUGUGCCUAUAUUCUGCAAAAGACAUACUCAUCAUUCUCAGCCAGCCUUUCCAGAGUAAUGGGAGUUACAGUCUUAAACAUCUGGAGCAUCCACUUUUAGGUUAGGGUAUGUUUCAUACGGACUAGGAGUAUGAAUGUUAUACAAUUACCAAAAUGAGUAUAAAUGUUUUAUAUUCCAGAUGUUGACGACGCUGCCUGCUUUUAACACUGAAUCAUUAAUAGCUGUUCUUUCUGGUGAAAUAGUAGGAAACGUUUCUCUACAAGUUUAGUAGAUACGCGGAAUCUAUGCCCACGAGUGGGUAACGCACUUCAUAAGCUCCACAAAUACAAACAUGUGUGUCCACCAGAUAGAAUGGGCACUGUUUUCUGUAACAGCCAAUCCGAUCUUCUUGUGACUGUCUGAUGGCACUGCCAAUGGUCUGGGGGGGUAAGGAUUCAUAUAAUGCCAUAGCACCUCUUCUUGGACUCUUGUGUCCACUGCUGCUGCCACAAUCUCCCACAAGCAGGUGUCAGUCUAAUAUGUAGCAGUCGGUACAUAUCUAAGCAGAAAAAUCUCAAUUAAAACCGAUACAUUUAGUCUGACUUACAUACCCUUAAAGAGACCAUGCUUGCAGCGAAGGUGCAAUAAAAUUGGAUGUUUACUUAUGUCUUUGAAUAGUAUCUUAUGCGCAAAAUAGCUAUCUCUAUAAAACCAUAGGUAUAUACAUUUUAUAUCAAUUGACUUGCGGUAGAUAGCAUCCUUUCUCCCACUCACUGAAUGCUUCAUUCUUUCUUCCUCUUAGCAUGGAUGUACAAGGAGAUUACGAACCUGCAGACGCCUCUGGAUUCAUCAAGAUUAAUAGUGUCAGGUAAAAGGAAAUCUUCUAUCUGUGUAUUACAGCUUUUUAACCAUCAGCUUUUCAUAAAGAGAAUGGGUUGAAGUGCUUCGUGAAAUCUUCAGCAAUCUCCAUUCUGUCCCUCCUUCCCUUUCACAAAGUCUGACGGGGUCCUGCUUCAUAGUGCUGCUUUUCUCAGGCUAAACAUAUCCAUAAUCAAUAAUUGUUUUACCUGGGAUUAUGCUCAGGGUUUUUUCCCAAAAGUGAGCAUUUAUGAAAAUUGUAAGUGAAGUUCAAUGUUUACGCCAAAAUAAUCGAAACUAUUGCAGACAUGGAGAAUUGUUCCAGCUUUACUAUUUUGGGCUAAAAUUUGAAAUGCACUUUGAAUUUCCAAAAAUCAUUACUUUAGUGGAAAAACACACACACACUCUCACUCACACUCUCACUCACACGCUUACUCACACUCACACUCUCACUCUAAAGGCAGUCCUGCUUCAAAUAGAAUUUACUGCUGCAAGGAUUAAGUAGAUAGUACAGCUAUUCCAAUAACUAUCUGAAAAUACUCGGUAAAGCUGGUAGGGUAGGUAAGAGAAACGUCUUGAGCAAAAUGGGGUCAUUUCUGACCCAUAGAUAACUAACUGCUGCAGAUUCAAGGAUUGUGAAAUCAGCAUCACAUAAAAUAUCGAAGAAUCAGUAUACCUGUAAUGCACGUUUAUCCAUUGUGUGUAAAUAAUUAGUAGAAUUAAGGAAUAUCUGCUCCAAACUACAUCGAACAUUUGACCAUUGCCCUGUUCUGGUUUCUGCACCAGACAUAAAACCAGUUACAAAGAUUUCAAAAGAUAAAUUGAGAUAGGAAUUAGGUGAUGUGUGUGCUGGGAAAAAGUGAUUCCCUGCUACUUUAACCAAGGGACGCUAUGGGAAUUUGCCUAGGACCCAACCAUAAAAUGGAAAGAGUAACACAGACAGGCCUCCCAAAAAUGGGGUCUGCAGUAGAAAAGAUUUUUAAAAAUGAAAGCGGGUCUAAGACAAGAGGUACAGUAUGAUUAAUUAUAUAAUGGCCCCCAUUAAGCUUGUUCCACCACUGGUUAGGAUUGGAACAAACUGUAAAAGGAGCUCAACAUUAAAAGUUCUCCCUAGGGCCCACACGUGUUAAAAUAAAGUCCAGCAUGGAAAAGUGUGGAUCUGUCCACAGAUCAAUUCUGUGCAUCUGUGAAUUGUCUUACAGAUCAUUUCUGUGCAUCUUCUUAUAGGAGCAAUAAAGUCACCCAGGACACUUCAUCUCAAGGAAGAGGUCUGGGUGCAGUGGUCCUGGUAUUUAGACCUAGAAUGCACAAAUUUGCAAUUUUUUAAUAACUGCAAGGUUAAGAUUGCAUGGUUAAAGCCACCUCUAGUUGCUGUCUUUCUGGCCACCACUAGAGGUACUUCUAAGGCACUGACCGCAUCACCUUCCCAAUUCUCGUCUAUGAGGAGCAUUGGAUUGGAACAUGCUGGAUGAGCCCAUGCCUCCUCCAUGAUGUCGAAAGAGGAAGAGAGGUAAGCAACGCCAUGGGAGCCUCAGCUCUGGAAAAGGGUGAGUAAAGCUCUUUCAAUAUAAUAUUUAAAGUGCACAUGGAGGAGGAUACACCUAUUUAACUAGGACAUCUAUAGGACACACUGGUGGGGUCAGCUAUGUUCUUUUAAAAGGUUUGUUUUCAAGGAAAAGGAAAGGAGAUUAGCCUUGCCCACCCACAGCCCAGAUCAGCCACUAAUGUAAAUGGCCUGCCUGCUUUCUAUUUAGGAGAUCAUAGAUAGGACAGCCUCCUUCUACAAUAAGAUUAUUGAGGAGAUGAUUACUGGGCCACCCUAUCAAUCAUUUUUCCAUGCAUGUUCAUAAGCACAAUAUAUAUCAAUAUCUGCAAUUGCACUUGCAUAACUUAAUAAAAUAUACAAUAUACAGACUGUUCUUCACUCUCUAUCAAUCACUGUAAAUUGUUUGCAACAAGUAAGAAAAUAUAUAUUUAACCUUCCAAGUGCUUGGUAGUAUUUAGCAGCCCCCGGCUUAUUAUACAAAUGCAAGAAUGCCCUCAAUUUGCCUUCUACCUGUUAUUAAAAAGCCUGUUCUAACAACAUCUUACAAGGCUCUUCAGCAUCGACACACAGACUCUUUUGUUUUUAAUUGGCUUAUUGAAAAGCUUUUGAUUCAUUGGUGAUCUACAGUACCCAUCCCACCCUCCCCAUUUACCAUCAUCUAAGGUAAAUAUGGUUAUUAUUAGAAAGAAAUGAAUAAAUGUGCAUAUUUCAUAGGUCUCUUUUAAUAAAAGCGAUUGUUCAACAUAUUAACAAACAGCAUUGACCUUCUGACAUUGCGUUACUUGAAUGGAUACGGACAUCUGUUACAUUGUCCUUUUUUUUCUCCUCUCUCUCUUUCUCUCUGCCCAACAUUGCCUCCGUUGCUUUAUAGGUUAAAGGAAUAUCAUCGCGUUCAGAAGAAGACGGCAGCACAAAUAAAAUGAAAGCUUUGCAAAUCAAAACACAUCGCUGAUUAGACAACCACAUUCUUUUCUAUUUGACUUUGCUGCUGUUUCUUCCAAGGGGUUUGAUUGAAUUCUGUGAUUGUUAGAGAUCUCUACUUUUUUUUUUUUUUCAUAUAUAUACAUUAAAUCGCAGCUGAGUGCUGCUUUUUCAACGGUUUUCUGACCACUUUCACUUCUCCGGUUAGAAACGUCAACUCCCGGCAUGUGUGUCAUGACAGACGAACACAGAAAAAAAAUAUAUACAUUUAUAUAUUUAUAAUAUGUCAUACACGUCUUUUUGAAAUGUGCGACAAGAAUUUGCAGUUGUCAGAAAUCAAACUCGCUGUGUAGAGGUUGUGGAAUUGGUUGAUACUUAAUAAACACGAGAUCGAGCCUACAGAUAUAGAAUGUGCUGUUAAUGUCUUUGAAAUUUGCAGUGUUAAAGAGAAUACGUUUAUUACAUUUUUAACCAGUGUUUUAUGUUCUUUUCCCCAUAGUUUUCAUACUUACAAAUUAUCUUUCAUAGUCUCUAAAGGAUGUGAAACUGGUGAUAUCUAAAAUAUGUUUAAAACCAUAUUCAACACACUAUAUGUAAAGAAUAUCUAUUACAGCUAGGAUGUAUGUAGACUUGUAUUCUAUAUAUGUAAAUUAUAUACUUAUGAAUUACAUAAUAGAUUAAAUAAAAUGCUACAUCCACUGGA
Molecule: messenger RNA, 80061 nt
Organism: Pelobates cultripes (western spadefoot toad)
Lineage: Eukaryota; Metazoa; Chordata; Amphibia; Anura; Pelobatidae
Source: the annotation of a GenBank genome assembly